Molecule: messenger RNA, 51376 nt
Organism: Porites lobata
Lineage: Eukaryota; Metazoa; Cnidaria; Anthozoa; Scleractinia; Poritidae
Source: the annotation of a GenBank genome assembly
CCGACGUACAACACUUUCAUGUAGAAACACAUCAUUUUACCAGUUUUAAUGCAUUAUGAGUGGUUCUUCAUCUGCAAGUGCGCAAAUUCCCGUGUGAGAAGGGCGAAACAUUAAACGAAGCCAACAACUUGCCUGCUUACAUGAACCUCUCUUCUGGUCUCUGCUUCAAUCUUGAACUUCAUGGCAGCACAAACUAAUGUGGUGAGACCCGAACUUAAGUUUCGUAGUUGUUAUUUUGUCAACGCCGUAUUGUUGACUUUAGUCUUAACUGGAGUAGAUCGUGUGAAUUCACCUGAAAAAAUGAAUUAACGGUGGGACACUUUAAUUGAUGGUCAUGAAUGUGGUUGAAGGCUUUAAAUCUUUCUUUUUUGUCACAUUUAGUGUUGUUAUUUUAUGGAACUUAUCCCAUAUAAUUUUAGGGAAUGAAGGCAGAUCCAGAACUUCUGUUUUCAAAACUUGAACGAAUUGGCAAAGGAUCCUUUGGUGAAGUGUAUAAAGGGUAGGUGGAAAUAGUCUUAAGUUAGUGCUUAUAAAGCAAAAUAAUUCUUUCAAGAGUGCAAAAUUAAAAUUACUGUAAUGAAAAUAUAUGUUACAGGAUAACACAACACGUUUUGGAAGUCUUGGAGAAAAACAUAUCAUUUAAGAACCUGUGUGCGACAAACACAGACUGUAGACUUGCAGACUCGCAGGUAAAUGAGGUAAGCAUUGUUGUGAAAUACUUUAACAGAUUCCCUAUCCUUAAACUUUAGUUCUCUAAAAGUCUAGUAAGUUUAGAUAGGGAAUCUAUCAAAGCAUUUCACAACAAUGUUUACCUCGUUUACCUGCCAUUCUGCAACUCUGCAGUCUGCAUUUGUCGCACACCAUUUAAAAACUAUACAGACAAAGACACUUGCAGCCCUCUAAGGCCUUUAUAAUUUUUCAAAGAAUGAAGUUCUUGAGACUUUAGCAAAGCCUCUAAACGUAAUAAAUAAGCUUGUUAUUGGGUUUUCAGUCUGUGUUAUUGAAUUAUAUUAUUCAGCUGUGGUUCUCCUUUGGGUGCAACUAGAGUUGAAUAAAUCGAAUAGCCCCUCAUUUGUGGCCAACAACCUGUAAACUGUAAUUUUUCUCUAAUUUAAUAUUCUACUUAUAAUUUACUAUCAUUUUGCACAUAAUUAUGUAAAUUCAUUACUUAUUGCUCCUCACUUAUCACAGCUGGUAGUGUUAGUUUUGUAGAUUCAUUUUUCCUCUAGAAUGAGAUGGUAGACUCCCACAUGAAAGGCUUAGGGAUGUUUCCCAUCUUGCUUUUAGUCUCAGUUAUUGGUGUGUAGUUGUUAAUUGGUACUCAUUUUUAACAUUUUUUGCCAUCGGAUCUUGUCUGAAUUAAACAGUGCAGGCCAGAACGAAGUGAACCACAUUAUACCCAUAAUAUAUGUAUUUAGCCAGGACUGAAAGUGAAGCUUCUGUUAAACAGGGCUUCUGAUAGGUCGCAGAAAAAAAAAGUCAAAUUUCGCGGGAUUUUUGGCAACAAAAUCGCGGAAAAAUUGACCGAUUUCGCGGGAAUUUCGUGGGAAUUUUCGGGGCAAACUUGGCUGGAAAGCAAUCGGUAAAAAAACGGCGGAUUUUGUGGUUAUUUUCGGGGCAAAUUUCGCUAGACAUCGAUUGGUUUUGCGCUGAUUAGACCAUCGUUUUUAAUGUUUUUCUAACAGAGGUCAUCAUUUGCUCUUUCAACAACAAUAUAUAUGAUCAGUAGCACACUACACAAGUACAGAUGCAUAACGUGUUAAGAAAAUAUGAAAAAUUCUAAAAAACUUCAAAAUUCACUUAAAAUCAUUUAUUUCAAAGAAAAUGAACCUCUUUAACCAAAUUACAACAUUUUAGCCCAUUUUAGCUCAUUUUGACUUAAUCGGAGCUAUUUUUUGUAGUACCCAGGAUGCAUUGCGGUCCUCGCCCAUUUCUUGUUUGUUAACAUUAUUAGGUCUGUUUUCUUAAUUUUUUCUCUCAAAAAUGUUCUUUUGAAAAUAAAAGAAAUGUAAGGACAUAAAUUUUUGUUUUGGCUGUGUUUGUAUCAUGUAAAUAAAGUAAAUUAUGCAGACAAUUGUAGCCCUAGAAUUUCGCUAAAACCGUACAUGUACUGAAUGUUUUAUCACGUGUUGAUUUGUUGCAUAACAAUAAGCUUCUGGAAAGUUCUUGGGUGGUUACCAAGGUCGGUGUGAAGCCUUCCUUUGAGUUAAAGCGAGUGAGAUGGCGGAGGAAGUUUGCGAGGUUGAUGCGUUUCUUUGAGAUCGAUGUUGCUGAAUGUAACCUGAAACCUUCCAUGAAAUGUUUCAAAACGUUUGGUAUUCAGAAAAUUGCUUCUAGCGCACACAAUUUCUUAUAUUUUUCCAUGAAAAUUGCUAUUUACAAUCGUUGUGAGUCGAGAAUGACACAUGAAAGAAAAUCAGCAAGGCCUGUUUCAUGCUUCGAGUGUGGAGACUGCUUGCAUUUUGCCUUCCUUGCGAAAAUCAGGUGUAAACAUGGCGCGUUUCAAAGUUUCUGGUAAUCAGAAAUUUGCUUACUUCUCUGGAAAACCACCACAUCAUGAACGCGCACCAGCCAUUUUGUUGAUGGAUGACUUUACAAAGGUGUCAAAUCCGUUUCUUCCCUCACCCCCUAAAUGGUUGACAUGACCAUUGGACGUUUGUGGGGGAGUGGGGUGUGGGUGAUUUUACUGAUUUAGUUUGUAUUGGAAGAAUUUUUUCCCAAACCUCUCUGGAGUAAGAAAUUUGUUCCCUGACAUAUAACGGUGUAAGAUUUUUUUUCAGCAUUAUACGUCAUGAGCGAUAUUUUUUUCAGUGUAGGAUAUUUUUCUCCCAGGAAUUUAUCUGCAUGCUUUUUUCCCCUUGAGAUCAGUCUGCACGACAUUUUUCUGAAAUCACCAAUAACCUCCUCAAAAGUCAAAUGGUCGGCCCCUAUAAUCCACCAAACAUUUGGUCAGUUGACAGAUUCUGAUUUGGCAAUCAUUUCUAAAGGUUUUUGAAACAAUAGGGGACAAAACUCUCUAGGGGAGAGGGGAGGAAUUCAUUUCUACCUGGAAAGUCCGUACAGAUAGACUAAUGGUGACGUCAUAACCAAAUUUUCUCGGAUGGAUAGUUUACCAAAUUGCUCCACUGCACUCGCUUCGCACGCAUGGGGCUCCACUAAUACACAUCUGGAUGCAAAGAAAAUGCAGAUCAAUUGUCUGGCCAGAAGUGUGUAUGUGUCUUAGCUGAUGCACUUACACAUCUGGCCUGAAAUACGUCAGUGCACAUUUAAACUCAGUAGUAUGUAUGAGCUAUUUCUUCAUUACCAGUGCUCCACCCUUAAAGUUGCUUUUUGGUGACCUAAAAUUGUAAAAUGGUUGUCAGACAUAAUAAUUAUAUAGGUCACCAUGAAAAAAACAUGUGUGGUGUAAUUUUACGUGAAGGGUUAUGGUGCUGACCACAUUGAUUGCUGGUACUUCAUUUUUCAUGUGUUAUGCAUAAAGCUGUUCCAAGUUUCGUUCCAAGUUUGUCCUCACUACAGGUACUCUGCAAAAGUCGAUUUCGGUGGAAUUGGUGUAUAUUUUUGCCUAGUUGCAGUAGCUUUUUGUGCAUCAAAAUAAUGGAUCUUCGGCAGCAAAAAGAGCCUUUAAAUUUCUCAAAACAUUGUCUACCCAGCACAUCAUUGUAAACUCCAUUCAAUAAUUAAAUAAAAGAAAGGCUAUAAAGGGAUAAUUUUUUCUUAAUUUUCAAAGCCUGGGGGAUGUCUGUUAGCCUGAAUUUCAUCCGAUUACUUCGAGUCGUUAUUACUCCUUAAUUUCUGAAUCAACCUGCCAUUAAUGCUGUCCAGUGACAUCACUCACUACCCAAAAACUGGGUAGUGAUUUUGAUUGGGUGAUUGUCUAAACAUUUGCAUAAUUAUUUAUAAUUAUUAUGAAAACUUUUAGUGGGAUUGUCGCUUAAUAUUCAGCGGAUCGCAUCCCUGGCAUUCUUUCGUGUAGUUCAAACAUUUCUAAAAGUUUAAUCUUUAUUUUAAACAGCAAAAUUGCCCUUGUUUUCGAAACUGAAAUGCUAAAUUGAACUGCAAAUGAAGAAUCAUUGCGGAAAGUCAGCAGGUUUUUCAUUUAGAGCCACUUUGUGGUUUCGGUGGCCAGUGAUUUUGUUUACACGAAGUUUUUUGAGAUCAAUGUUAUAAUUCGACCUUCUUGCUAUUUUCAUUGUCAAGUGUAAUGAUUCUGUUAGCUUUUCUUUCUUGUUUCCUUGUUUUUUUCUUUGUUAAGGACCAAAUGGCUUCUUUCAAUUAAAGCAAAUCAUUUUGUUUUUGAACUAAGUGUUCCGUGUUUGUGUUUAUUUCAUUGCGUGAUUGCGACCGAGUUUGAUUAUAGAAUUCAGUACAACUGGUUCAGAGUUGUACUGCAUGCAGUUGAUAGUUUGAAUGUUAAACAUGAAUUACGAUAAAAAAAGCUAACGCAAUUCUGUAUCAUGCAGACAUUAUUUUCCAAACGACAUUUCUUGGUUUGCCACUUGAAAAUCAUGUUUUACUUUUUGCAUGAAUUAAAGCAAAGGUCAAGGAGUAGUGAUGUCACUGGACGGCAUUAGGGAACUUAAGCAAAGACGUUUUUGAGUGACAGACGUCAACCGGAAGUGAGUCCUUCUCCCUUUUUAUAUGCCUUGACGCCAACAAAUUUGUAUCACUAAGUUUCUUUUCUCUUAUAAAGACGAUUUACCCGAGAGUUUCAACAGAACCACUGCCCAAUGAUGCAAAAAGUACACUUCCGACAAAAACGCUGUUGCUUAACCUCCCUAUUAACAGCCGGUUGAUUCAGACGUUGCUGAGGGAGUAAUAACAAGUCGAAGUAAUCGGAUGAAAUUCAGGCUAUAUGUCUGUACGAACAGACGUAUUUUCUCGACUUUGUUUUUCACCAGAGCUCAUGCAAUGAAUAUUUUUUCUCGCUGGAAAUCUAUUUUCACGUAAUACUCAUUUGUCAAAUGAAUUUUUGACCACGUGAUUUGAGUAUAGCCCCUGAUUCUUACUGUUUUUAACUUGCUUGAUGGCUAAAGUGCCAUUACAAAAAUCCAGAGCACAGUAGUAAAAUGGUUUCUUAAACAUUUUCAGCUAACUUGAAGAUACCUAUAGUUUUGUUGCCAUCUGACCCAGUUUCCAAUCACCUUAUCAACAUGGCUGGCCAACUAUCAUGCCUACCCAGGUGAAAAAAGGAAAAUUGUCUGAGUACAGAGCGUAAACAAUAUUUCUUGCAAAUGUUUAUCUCAUUUUAACUUUGGAAAGACUAUUAACACUAGCUGAUAAAGGAACUUUGUACACCUUGGCUCGUGACUGCCAAACACAGUUUAGUUGCAAGUUUACUAGCCAAUAUUUUUUUACUUUAUGGUUUCAGCUUGGAGCGCUGUGUACAAGUGUAAAUAAUUAUCUCAGUGAAAUGCCUAUAAGUAAGAAAAUACAUAUACAAUACAUAUAGACCAUAUUCUUGAUCCAUUUGAGAUUUUUGGUCCGAUGGUCAUCUGUGACUGCAGCGCUGUGCAGUCAGCGGUUUGCUUAGCUGCCGCGCCUGUUUUUCUCUUAGGAGCAACCCGCCAUUUUGUUUUGCUCUCAUGUAAGAUCUGUGCAAUUGUAGUUUAUCGGAUGCUUGCUGUCUUUUUAAACGGCCUAAACGGUAAGAACAGUUCAAGACGUAUUGUACGGAACAUUUUUGCGGUUUAUUUUUUUUAUUCAGGUUUCAAGAUUAGUUAAAGCGAGUAUUCUUUUGUCACACAAAUUGUUAUCUCGGUAAUCAGGAUUGCAUUACAACUUCACGCCGAUUUAAGUGUGUACCCCAAAUUUUGGGGUUAUCAAGUAUUCAUAUAUUCAGGCUAUUGUUCUUGCCAUUGUCGAUUACCUUCCGAAGAAUCCACGAGCGGAAUUCCUUUGAUUUAGGUGCGAUAUGUCUCUUUUGUUUCGAAUUUUGUUGCUUGAUUGACUUUUUAAUCCCCAUUGUUACCUGAUGAGUAUUAAAUUUAUCCAUUAAAAUACUCGGACUUGCCUGUUAAAUUUGCUGCGGUCUGUGGGAACGCUUACAAGUCUUUUAAGUGUGGCGGACAACUCUGGUUGCAUAACAUAUUUUCGGUCACGCACCGUAUUACAAACGAAACAAGCCUGAUAAAUUUGAAGUUGAUUAAAGCUUAUAAAUACCUAGUCUCCUAUGGUAUUUUUUUUAUUAAAUACUCCCUUGCCUUGAAAAUAAUUUGGCAUUUAAAGAAUUGCUGCGGAAGGUAUUUAUUAGAACGUUUUAUUCAUUCAGUAUUAUCAAAACCUGCGCUCUGCAAUCAAGAGCGAACAACUCUCUUCAAAAUGUAAACAAUGCAAGCGGUGAAUGCAUUUAACGGGAUGACACAGAUUUAUCAGUGUGUAAUUUCACUUUUUUGGAAGUUUUCGCUUGCCUUUCAGUUUUUUUGUUUAAAAAAACCUUGCGUUUCAGUUACGUGACUGCAGGGCCCGAAAUAACAGCGUAUUGUCAGUUCACCGAUUUGCAUGACAACUUGAUUCGCGGAGCUAAUCGAGUGAGACAGGAAAUAUCUAAAACUGUAAUCGACAGAUCAAAACUUGCAGAAUUCAUAAUUCCUCGAAAUAAUUUCGUUUUGUAUAGUUUGAUUGCUCUGGAGAAGUGAAUAACUGUUAUGAUUGAAUGAAUGGAUAACUCUCGGCCGGCCGGAUUUUAUUAAGCGAUAGGCGAGAAAAAAAUGCUUCAGCAGCUUGCUUUAUACUUGAAACCUCGGCAAGAAAAAAAAAUCAAUCUCGGUCCACAGUGGUCGAAAUUUCUCGUUCAAGAUCUCUUUUUGAAGCUCUCAAAACUCUCCUUUUUGAAAAAUACGUACCCAAGUCGAAGAAGUUUUGCGAAAGACUUAAAUCCAUAAACUUCUACCGCGAUAUGUGUGAUAAUUCUCCGCAGUUUUAUUGACACAUUUAGAACAAAAGGAUACCUUUAAAACUUCGUGGCCCUGGGCAGCUUAAUUAAGCCAUUGUUCAAUUCCUUUGAAUUCGCUUCUGAGUCUUCCGCCAUAAAAUCUCACCUUCUUUGAACCGAGUCAAAACGAGCACUCCCGAAGGGAAAGUCCGGAGGAAUAAACUGAGCCUUCAGGGUACAAAAUCCAGCGGUUAUGCCCAUUUCUGAAAGACACACUUAAAUCGGCGUGAAGUUGUAAUGGUAAGUUACAUAAGUGAACGGCAUGUGCUGUACAUCUACCUGACCUGUGAACAAACAAGUUUUGGCCUUUACGUCAUUUGUUCGCAACUCAUCUCAUCGAUCCUGUGUACGAUGAUUGUUCGAUGAAGAAACAGCCUAUCAGCAAUGCUGUUGUUUUAGAAUUUCGUGAAUUAUUACAUUACAAAUUACAAAGUGGUAUUGAAACCUUAGCGAGUUAUAUGAAUGUAAGCAUAUUUGUCAUCGUGAUCUGUUCAUUUUUUAUAUUAUGCUCUGAGUGUUUCAUAAUGCCAGCAAGUCUAAGUUAUUGAAUUAAAUAAAAAAGAAUUCACAUGUUCAACUGUUCUACAAACUGUCUUUGUCCUAUUCGCUUCGCAACUAAUGGCAGCACUUCCCUUCUCAAUGAGAACUUCUAGUAUAUGUGUAUGUAGGAACAGUUAAGAUAUAUAUGACAAGCCAGUAUCUUUACCCAUACAUUUUCCCCAUAGGGUUGUGUGCAGAAAUGAUCAUGAAAGAAGUAACACAGUGUUGAAGGCAGCAUUCACUGUCAACACCUAAAGCAGGGUUCACAAAUAUGCCAAAUUUGGCGUAUUUUACACCAAAAUUGUUUAGAUGACUCCACUGAGGUUACGGAGGGAGUCGCUCUGACUCCAGAAAUUUUUGGUAACAAACAGGGAGCCACUUUGACUCCAGAAAUUUUUGGUAACAAACAGGGAGCCACUUCGACUCCAGAAAUUUUCGGUUACAAACACAGUUUUGUCCUUACCUUUUUCGCAACAAAUACAAUUUACAUUAAUAAUUGUAAACGUUGUAAAUCCUUAUUAAAUCAUCAAAAUUAAGGAAUUAUACUGCACGACAAAACAGGAAGAGGGUAAAUUACAAUCAAAGUUUACUCGAUGACCACCAUCAUGGAUUAGAGCUUUCCAGGUCAGCGGACCACCACAGCUACUUUGUCUAUCCCUCACGAUAGUGUAUACAUGCCAGGGCCACGUGCUGGAAAGUAUGAAAAUGGCUUUUUCCAUUGUGAUACUUGACUCUAAAUAUUCCAAAAUGGCUCCAAACUUUGUGAAGCAGAAGUCACACUGACUCCACUCAUCAAUAACAUUUGCAAACCCUGCUCAAGUGUACAUGAAGCCCUUUAUUUGGUUGGUUGUUCUGGUAUUGUCUCUUUUAGGAGUCAAAUAGAGCAUGAGCUAUGCCCAGGCUGCUCUUUUUUAGGGGUUCAAUUCUUAUUUUCCAUUGAGCAUCUCUGUCCAUUCCCCCCACCACUGGUUUUUCUUCUUCCCUUGCCUUGAUUAGUCCUCUCUCAAUGAGUAAGGAAAUAUAUACUGACUUAGUGAGAGGGCUGGACAGGAAAGUAUUUGGCUCCAGGUCCUUGUGCCCUGACGAAGGGCGAAAAUUUUCUCAUUUGGCCGGACCUAACUCGGUCAAUAGGCAUUUCAUCGUAAUGACCGUCAUAGCAGCAUUUGCCUUGUUUGGCACGCAUUUCCUAGCAGUGCUGUAUGUAUUUUCUUGGCCCUACUGACCUGACGAAAAUGGCCCUCAUACGGGAUGUUUUUUCAUGUUUUUCCAACAAAAUUGCGCAUGGGGCCAUACAGUAGCCUGUUCCAGGCUCUCAGAUAGUGCGGAAGAUGCAAAAGUGAAAGGUAUGCUAAAAGGGGGGCGAGGCGGGAAAAAGGAAAAAGAAAGGAAGAGAGAGCCCAUAAUCAUUUCUUUUACGAUCCUCUGACUGCCGCCCGCUUUUGGCAUGUUUGAGAUUUCUGCUGUUAAACAUUUGAAAUGUCAGUGAAUUGGAUUCUUUCUCAAAUUUCUAAUGCGAGUAUUUCAGGUGGGGCUCAUCCCUUCAGAUUGUAAAAAGGGGGUUGCUAGGCAACACACGACUAUUACCUUGUUCCAAGUGGUGCCUGUUCCAGUGAAUGUUUUCUUUGGCCAGUAGAUUGUGCUCUGGAGGGUUCUGCCUUUUAACUGAGCAAAUGUGAUUUUUGCUGCUUGUUUUAUGCGGAGAGGUCAUGACACACAUCAUGAUUUGUUGCGGUUAUUGUUUCCUGUCAGCAGAAAUUGCCCUCUGAUGCAAGAGCAUUUUCUUUGACCUCUUUUGAAAUGUGAAGUUGUUCAUUGCGGCUAAAUUAGGGCUUUAGUUUGUUUAAUUUUUUCUAAAGUGCCUCCUGUAUCUGAAUAACUGUAGGCGAUUUUCUUUUGUUUGUGAAUGUGAUGGUUUCCUGCAAUGUUUUGUCACGCUGGGCCCAGCACGUUAGUGUUUUUUACAGGAUGUUUUAAAAUUCUCAUGGAUAGUCAUUACAGAUCUAAAUUUCAAUGAAUGGAUUGCAGCUUAAACUGAAGCUACCGGUACAUCAACUAUGGCGAAUUGUGUAGUGACUCAGUCAUGAUUGCUCUUUAGCAAUGAUUUGUAAACUCCAGCUUGUUUUUCUAAAGAUAAUGUGGGUGUUUCCAAACAUGAAUACAGCUGAAUAAAAUAUCAAUAUCAGCAGGAUUGCAAAAACAUCUUUUCCAUGCGCCAAGUUCACAAGGCAGGUCUUCUGUUCUUUCCUCAACACUCCUAUGUGCGGGAAAUCUCAUAAAUACAAUUUGAACGUAAGAGUUAUCAUGGAUUCCUCUAUUUCUUAUGGGUGGACACUGCACGCCAUCUUUCUGAGUGAAAGAAUCGAAAUGACUCCCAUUGAGAAGUGUUAAUAUAACCUGUCAAAUUUGACCAAACAGAGGGUAUACCAGGAGCUGGUACACCGGGACAAGCUAUUUAAAGAAAUGAUUACAGGCUCCGCUGCCCUUCCUUUCCCUGGUUUCCUCCCGUUUUAUUUUCCUGGUCGUGCUUUUUCAAUCCCUGCGGACCCGACUAACUCAGAGCUUGGAACAGGCUAGCCAUAUGAGUCAUAUGAUAAUCUUCUGUAUUUCCCUACUUUGUGUUUGUACAGCAAGAAAGACUAAUGAUAAUUUUUUUUUUAAAACAGCAUAGACAAUAGGACCAAUACAGUGGUAGCAAUAAAAAUUAUUGAUUUAGAAGAGGCUGAAGAUGAAAUUGAAGACAUUCAACAAGAGAUUACAGUGCUAUCACAAUGUGAUAGUGCUUAUGUCACGAAGUAUCAUGGCUCCUAUCUCAAGGUAAUGUUUAGACCUUAGACUACUGUGCCCUUGUUUUGACCAGAACUUAAGCAUUGUUUUUGGUAGUUUGAAGUCAAAAGAGGCAUGGCAUGAAGGGUAAGAAAGAGUACCCAUUUUUUUUCUCCCUUCACUGUCAAGGUUUUCUGAUAUGAGACAUCUAUUUCUUUAACCAAUUUUGUUUGCUGGGCUUGAUUUGGUGAUUACGGAUAAGAGGUGGAGCUGCCUCUAUUCGCAGUUUUGGGAUUCAUCGCAAUUCUUUUGUUGCUACACCUGACAUUUAACAGUAGUUACAAAGUUCCAAAACCAAACAGCAGCAAACAGACACGCUGUUUCUUUUCAGAAAUAAGCACAAGAAAAUGAUUUGAAAUGAAAUGGUGUCAUUUGCAGAGUGUGAGGAGCUGUUAAUCAAGGAGACCUGAAAAGUGGCAAUUUGCCUGUUCAAAGAUCCCAGAUUAGUCUCAAAAGUAAAAUUAAAAACUGCUUGCAGUGUGGCAACAGCUCAAUAGCUCUCUAGUUAGAAGGGUACUGUAUGCAACUGAACUACAAGCUUAGUGAAUGAACCGGACAAGCAUAGUAUGACAAGACAAAAUCCUUGGUAUAAAAACAUACUAAUGUGCAUAUAACUCAAGAGAUGAUGUUUGCAGAAUUUUUACCCCCAUAAAUAAAAUAGAGGCAAUGUAUAAAAGGUUGCACGUAAACUUUUACAUUCUUUUCAUGCAUUGCUUGUAUUUUUAUCUGUGUACGUUAAUUUUAAGUGCAUAGGCACAUAAAUACUGGAAAAUUCUGAAAAUAAGCCCCUCCAAAUAUAAGCCCCCGAAACCGGUAACGCAAAAAACUCUCCGUUAAAUCGCCCCUCCAAAUAUAAGCCCCCCAGGGGCUUGUACUUGGAAAAUUGCCCUCAAAUACAACGUAAAACAAAAAAAAAAUGGUAAAUUUACUUCCAACUAUAAGGCUAGCCCUAUCGAGUUUGAAACGCAAAUUUCCCGCCGUAGAUAAGCCCCUCCGAAUAUAAGCCCCUCAAAAAGGGCCUUUGAAAAAUAUAAGCCCCGGGGCUUAUUUUCGGAAUUUUAUGGUAUUAUGCAAUGUCAGUGGAAAUCCAACCUUACCCUGGAACAAGUAUGAGAUUAUUGUUCUUCAAUUUCGAAAAAUCUAUUUCAUACAUGUAUUUUUGUAUGUAUGUUUUAUGUCUAUCGUGUGAGCUAUAAAUUGUGUUUUUAUUUUCAGUGUAAACGUUGUAAAGGUCCUUAGUGGACUUUUGUUAUUUGGUUGCUGAAAGGACCACACAGGAAAAAGCUUUACCAAUGGGUCAUGCUCAAGACUGAGUGUGAUGUUAGCAGGAAUGCUAAUUAAUUUGUGUAUUUCUCUAAGGGAACAAAACUGUGGAUAAUAAUGGAAUAUCUUGGUGGAGGAUCAGCCUUAGAUUUGGUAAGUAAGUUUUACUAACUUUUGCAGCUGUAGAUUGAUGUCAGGAAAGUCAAAAGUGUAUCUCAUUUGCCCCCGAUAAUUUUGCAGAAAAAUGUGUUUUGAAUUUGGUUGAGCUGUUUUCUCAUCACUCUCUGGCUACAUUAUGGACUCAGAGCAGUGACAACGAGAACUGGCAGCGGCAAUGUGAAAGCCCUCAGGCUAAACCCAAAUGACCAAAUUCACAUGUCUGGUGGGAAAAACAUCUGCUGUUGCCAUCACAUCGCAACGUGAGAAUUGGUAUUUUGCCGUUGUGACAAAGCACAAGUACCAAACUGCAGUUUUUCAUGGCAUUUUUGCAAAAAUCUUGUAAAUUUCCAACAAAUGGCAUUUAGAAAAACUAAUAGUAAUUUUAAGUAAUUUUUUGGGCUGAAAAUAUUGUGAGCUACACGAGUUAAGCUGCGUGAGAGAUUGACAUUUGCAAUGUGUAGGGGUUAAAGAAUGCCAUUUUAUUACAUAAAUCUUAGUCCUUGAAAACUGUAAUUAUUUUGUCCUCGAAAAAUCCUUGAAAAGUCCUUGAAAUUUGUUUGUCAGAAGUUGUAUGAACCAUGGACAUGGCAAAGGGGCCCUUUGAAAGUGGCAAUUUUGACCGAUUGGUGAAAAUGGGAAAUAUGGCGAAAAUUUGUCUUUAGCCUUGACUACAUUCAAAUAAGAUGGCAAAGGGGUCCCUUUGGAUAUCUUUGAAUCUUCACCAAGCCUUUUGUGAAUUUUGCCAAACUUGCCAUUUUUGUUGUUUGUUUCUGGACAUACCCUUUCAAUUUUUUUUUUGUACAUGCAAACUCCAAACGACGUUUUUUAAUGGUACAAAAUAAUAAUAAUAAUAAGAAGAAGAAUAUUUAUAUAGCACCUAUCCAGUAAUAGAUCUAGACGCUUAACAAAGUGAAAAUUUUAAGUCAGUUUGAAUGAUAUUCGGACUGUGAACUUGUUCCCAACAAAUUAUUAGUCUCCCUUGUGUAAGCAGCGAGACUCAUAAUCGGCAACGCGUUUUUCUUCGUAUUUAGGACACAAAAGGGGGGUCAUUGUGCCAGGUGUUCCUGGCGGAGACCUUGGAAACAGGGAAUAAUUUUCAUUGCGUGGUUGAAGCCAUGCAUGUUUUGCAAAGAAAGCUUAGGAAAGAUUAAAUUUAGAGCUUUUCCGAAAAAUGUCGGUCCACGAAUUCUAUCGCCUCAAAGCGUUGAUUACUUUCGAACAAGUGAACACUACUUAGUGGUUAAAAAAAAAAUAAGAAUCUCAAUUAGCAAAACUGCGAUGGUUUGGUGUUUUAAACUUUUAUUGUGUUCAAAUGGGUCUUGUGAUGAGCAUGCGGUUUAUUUUUGGCGAUGAUUGAAAUGACGUGCCAUGUGAAUCACUUUGUGGAUCUCUGGCAAUGAUGUAAUUUCUGGGGAAUCGAGGCCCUUUGAAAUUUUGCGUAUUUAUACACGUGUAUAGCCUGCGACCGCGAUAUCGACGACGAUAAAGGGGGAAGUGAAAAACCUUUAGUGAGUAAGUCCUGUUUCGUGUAGAAUUAAUCGCCUCCUCAUUUCUCGAUCUAAUCUCCAAGUAAGCGAGACUGAACGGAGCUGUAAGAGCGUUCUUGUUGUACAUUACUUUUAUUGCCUCUAUUUUGCAUUUGGUGCCAGUGAACUUUGGUAUUGUUUGUUAAGAACUUUUUUACCUUUAAUGCGUUAAUGAAAGUCAUCUUGGGAAGCUCAGCAAUCGGCGACAAAAUGGGUUGAGACACUUCGCCCUAAACUGGGCUUUUUUAGCUUUUACUGACUUCAAAAGGAGAAAAUAUAGCUUUUCCUCCCCCAUCCCCUCUGUGCAAUAUUGUACCGCUGUUUUUUGUUCUCUGAAGCUACCCUAUUUGAGUACAAUGUCUCAAUCGCAAAAAUGGCCAUACAUCCUUAAGAAAGUUAACAUGGACUCCAUCAGGACAUUGAGUAAUUUCAAUUUUCAGUGGACAAAAACCUUGUACCAAAAUAAUCUAAACAAUAUCGCCUUCUUUUUUACAUUUUUCAAGUGCUACAGAUAAUUAGUUAUCUGUAAUAACACCAACGAACAUUUCUCAUGGGAACUGGAGAAAAUAAAUGUCAAAUUUUGUAAGAAUUGUGGAAACACAGAUAAAAUUCUGAAAAUUUCAUGUGUAAGAUGUCAUUUUGUGAAAUUUGACUUUUCUUUUCUCAGGCUCCCAUGAAAAAUAGUCUUUGGUGUUCUUACAGUUAACUAAUUACACCUAUAGCCCUUGAAAAAUGUAAAAAGAAUGCGAUAUUUUUAAAGUUAUUCUGGUACAAGUUUUUUGUCCACUGAAAAUUAAAAUUACUCAAUUUUCUUUGAUGUUUAAUAGGAAUUUCAACGAGUAACCAGGAUGAGUAUAAAAUAAAAUAAUUAGAUUAUCUUUAAGACCAAAGUUGGUUACUCGUGGUUACUCAUGGCCAGUCUCCUCCCAACCUCAUAGUUUCUACUGUAAAGUACAUUCUUCGAAGACUCUUCAACAGUAAGUAUAUGGGUAACUAAUCUACUGUGCAGAUGUCGCGAUGCUGCGAUGUUGCUGCGCGUUAGAAGUCGGAACAUUUUUCCUGAAAAUUCUCCAGCGCAUAGCAAUCAUGGCUAUUUUAUCAUCGCUCACACCCUUAUUGGAUAGCCAAACUUUGAAUAAACUCUUCAACUUACUAGGGAGAUAUUCAUAAACAAUAAUUAUAUUAUCUGUCAUCCGGAUUCCUGACAACCACACUUAGAUACCAGAGGAAGUCAAUCAUUUGGUACGUGGGUAUGCUGCGUAAUUACUGGAAAACACUACCGAGUAAAAAGAUUGGCAAAACUAAUUUCCCCCGAAAAAUACAGCAACGCAAUUAUAUGGUUAUCUUAUCUAUCUUGUUAAAAACGACCUGUUGAAUAUAGUAAUCUCAACUAGUUAUCAUCUCUUAACCUGUGCUAAUAGGACAACAACAUAUAGAUUUUGAUUGUGAGAAUUGGCGACAAAAUGGGUUGACACACUUCACCCUAUAUAAACUGGGCUUUUUUAAGUUUUAGUAACUUCGAAAGGGAGAAAUAUAGCUUUUCUCCCCCAUUCUUUCCAUGCAAUGUUGUGCUGCUGUUUGAGCUACCUAUAGAAAACAACAAACACCCCAACUUUGAAUGGAGGGGACAGGGAAGAGGUGUUGAUUCUUUUGUUCUCUGAAGUUACCCUAUUUGAAUACAAUGUCUCAACAAGUUUGUCGCCAUUUUGGUUGUUUGUUUUUUGGUUUUAAGGAUAGUUCUGCUUUGCUUACAGAGCAGCAUUGACAUUUCAGUGAGAAUAACAUUAAGAAUGUACGCCAUUGUCACCAUUGUAUCUUUCUGUCAAACAAAUCACUGAGUUGAGUUUUGGAAUAAAAGUUCCUAUUUUUUUACGAACGUGUUUUUUUAUUUUCCUAUUUUCUGAGGGUCAUUUGCCACUUGACACCCUGCACUGGAUAAAAGUCUAUCCACUGGACAGUGAUUUACCCCGGGGAUAGCAUCAUCCAACGUUUGAACAAUAGAUUUCCCGUUCUUUUUAGAUGAAGGCUGGUGCAUUUGAAGAGUUCUACAUUGCAACUAUUAUUCGGGAGAUCCUUAAGGGCUUGGAUUAUCUUCACUGUGAAAAAAAGCUUCAUAGGGACAUUAAAGGUUAGUGGCGUGAAUGCUUCAUUUAGACAGCUUGUGUAACCAGUUACGUUUAGUUUUGAUUAAAGUGUAGCCUGCGAACGGCAGACGUUUCUCCUCGCUCAUCGCCAUUGAGGUACGCGAUGAGUGAGGAGAAACGUCUGCCGUUUGUAGGAAAAUUCAGUAGACCAUUUUGACAAAAAGACAAAAGUGAAUAAUACUACCUCAGUCCUUCCUUUUUUUAAUGAAAUACAUUCUCUUGGCCUUAAGUUUCCGUAAGUACUUUGUCAUUUUAUUUUCAAACUGAUAGUUAGUGGUAUUAUUUUGAUCUGUCCAGUCAUCAUGUCUGACCACAGGAUAGGAUUUCAUCAUUUUCUAAGCAUGUGUCACACUCCUGUUCUCCCGGUAAACUUUUACCGUUCAAGCAACACUUCUUACCGUUCAUAACCGCGGUAAGGUACUAAAAAAAACAAAAUAACUUGUUUUCAAAAAUACCUGGGGAAGGAUCUGGAUCUGGGGACAUGGUAAUGAACUUGCUAUAUGAAAUUUAUACUAAAGUCUCACAAAUUUUUCCCAUUUAAGACCUGUUUUAUUGGAAAUCAAACGUUUUUAGUUUAGUCCAAAAAAAAACGUUUGAUUCCAAUAAUAUAAAAUAGGUCUUAAAUGCUCUAGGGAAAGACAUUUAUACUUUAGAAUUAGCUUCCAAAUUUCGUUCAUUACCUUGAUCCAUGUCCCCAUCCACAACCUCCCUCCCCAGGAAAGUUUUUGAAAACAAGUUAUUUAAUUUUUUGUUUUUUUGCCUUCAAGCCUUAUGGCGGUAAGGUCCCUUCACCUGCUUUACAAAACCGUUUGAUAAGGAGAACACUGACAGUUUUGAUGGUUAUACAGUAUAUGUAUGCCUGUAUUUCUUAGAUUGGCCUUAUAACCCUUAAGGGGAAGCGGUCAGAUAAGUUGCGGGUACAUGGUGCCUAUUUUUCCAAUGAUUGUUUGGAUUUACUUGUCCAGCUGUGGUGUUCUUAUAUUUGAUGAUCAUUAUUUAUGCGAGUUAAUAAUGUUUAUCAUGGGCCUGGCUGACUGACAUGCCCAUGCCUUUAGUAUUGUUCAUGUGGUCAGUUGUGUAGUGAAGGCAAAAUUGCCAAGUUCAAGCAGUUUUUUGGGGGGCAAUUUUGUAAGUUGCUUCUCAAAUCUCAAAUCGUUAUUUUAACACGGUAAAAAUUCUUCAGGUUUUUUGGUACAAUAUAAUAUACCAACUACAUAACAAUAUUUAAUAACAAUACAGUCGAACCCCGCUAUUUCGAAAUCCCAAGGGAAAUGGAAAAAAGGUCGAUUUAGCGGGGUUUCGAAAUAACCGGGGAAGCGUAAACGGGAAGGGUAAAUCCAAGGGAAUUCGAUCUUCCUUCGAAAUAGCGGGGACUUCGAAUUAACCGAGUUCGAAAUAGCGGGGUUCGACUGUAUAUACAUAUCUAAAGAGUCUCUUCAGUAAAAAUACUACUUAUAAUUACACUAAACUAGACCUGUUUUCCAUGAAUGCCGUGUAUCUAACUUAAUUAACUAGAGUGAAGGUUUAACAAUUGCUUAAAACGAAGCAGCUAUUACUGAGAUAACUGAGAUUGGCCGAUUAUUAUUCACAUCAGUUCGCUUACCUUGUUUAAACAAUGGAGUCAUUCUAGCGCAUUUAUGUGUUUAUGUUCGGAAUUUGCAUUUAUGGCCGCAGUUUGAUCCUCUAGGGAUUUUACGUCACAUCUCGGUAUUUAAGCCUUGUCGCCUCUCGCGUUAGUCACUCGACACAACCAGUUUUACCGCUCGCACCUUGCCGAGCUUAAUUUUUCUAGUAUCAUGUUUACGUUUAGUCUCGUAGUUUACAGUGAUGUAAUUCGUUUUUCUCCGCCACUACUUUAUUUCUUGUACGUUAGCUUUUUCUCGUCCCCAAUAAACACAACUGGUCGUGUCCUUCCUAUUUCAACGUGUUGUUGCCUUUCUGCUGAUUAGAACUUAAACGUUUUCUCUGCGGCGGAACGCAGUGACAUAGCAGAGAACCAUUCAUCUGGAAAUAAACCAGAACUUAAAGACUUGUUGAAAAUAUUACAUAAAGGGAUCGAGAUAAGAUCCGCAGAUUCCCGAAUAAGUUUGCCUGAAAUAUUAUUGAGACCUGUUGCUUUGGAUUUAGAUAAUUUAUUUAGGAGAGAAAAAACAUUGCUACUACUAAUUGGACCACAGGUAACCCAGGCUCUGUGAUAGUACCACAGUACGGUUCCAGUAAAAUUACAGUGUUUGUAUGGGGUAAAAAUAUCAUCCUAAAAUUUCUAGGAAAUACUAAAUAAAGAUCAAUGAAACUUACUCUGCAGUUAAUUGUUGUUGUCCUUAUUGCUCCAACGAAGUUUCGUGAUAAUUUGCAGUAAUUUGUUCAAAUUCACUCUAUCUACAAUAAUAAUAUACAAGGUAGGAAACACGAGGUGCCAUUUUCGCCGACAUGCUCUCAUUCAACACAACUUUUUCCACGAAAUUCGAACUCCAACGGAAAAUAAACACGCCAGGAUCGUAGAAAUAGGAUAGCAGCAGAUAUAGAAACCAAUGAAGCUUUCCCAGAUAGAGAAACGAAUCCCACAGACUUGGACAAACUCGAAGAAUAUAAUCCAAACACACCGAGAAUACGCUCGCCGAAGCAGCCGGGCCAGAUCAACGCGCGGCCAAGAAAAUGAAGCCUGGGCACUGUACAAAAAAAUUCCAUCCCGGGAGUCCAAGGAGUGACCUUUCUAGGGACCGAUACAUCAUUUGCCCAAAGCCACCCUCCCCUGCUGGAAAAAUACUUGAUGGAAGGCAAUUGUUCUUCCUAGCCAAUCACCAUUUGCCAGAGCAAACCCCGCACACGCGCCUGAAUUUAAAUGGCUAAAAAAAAGUAAUAUAAUCAGGAGAGUCUGCGGAUUUACAAGGUGUCCCAUUUCCCCGACCCAUUUCUUUUACUAAGGAAUGCAAAUAACAGUAAUGAAACUAAUGAAAUAACAACGCGAAAUGCUUACAAGGCGGGCUAAAAACAAGGUUGAACAAAAGGUAGAUGAUGACUGAGAUACUGUUGCUGUGAACUCUCGAGCGAAACUAUCGUAAAUAAACGGUUUACAAACUAAUGUCAAAAAUUAUACAGAAAAUUGCGACAGAAUAUUUGCGAGACUGAGACGAAUUGAAAACUAGUAAACAAAGAACUAAAACAUAUUUCAUUAAUGCGGCAGUAACACGCCGACUUCUUGUCAAUACAAGUGAACGCUCUAUCGGUUAAAUAUUUCAUCGUGAUACACCUCUCUUUGAAUUUGGUCCUGUUGUACAAAUGCCUCGGUAAGAGCCAAAAUUCCCUUAUAUGUUUUGGUCCUUUUAAGUUUUGUAAAUCGUCCUUCGUGGUUCUUUCUUUUGCCCUUAUAACCUUGCCCUAUUGAUGUUUGAUAAACUUUCUGAGGACCAGCGCCAGGAGCUGAAUAUAGUUCAAGAGGAAAAUAAUCUCUUUAUAACAGGCCAUAGUGAUUGGCUAGGAAGAACAAUUGCCUUCUAUCAAGUUUUUUUUCAGCAGGGGAGGGUGACCUUGGGCAAAUGAUGUAUCGGUCCCUAGAAAGGUCACCCCAGGACCCCCAGGAUGGAAUUUUUUUUUUCGGGUGCUCAGGCUUCAUUUUCUUGGCCGCGCGUUGAUCUGGCCCGGCUGCUUCGGCGAGCGUAUUUCUCUCAAAUAUUCUUCGAGUUUGUCCAAGUCUGUGGGAUUCGUUUCUCUAUCUGGGAAAGCUUCAUUGGUUUCUAUAUCUGCUGCUAUCCUAUUUCUACCAUCCUGGCGUGUUUAUUUUCCGUUGGAGUUCGAAUUUCGUGGAAAAGUUGUGUUGAAUGAAUGUCGGCGAAAAUGGCACCUCGUGUUUCCUAUCUUGUAUAUUAUUAUUGUAGAUAGAGUGAAUUUGAACAAAUUACUGCAAAUUAUCACGAAACUUCGUUGGAGCAAUAAGGAAAACAACAAUUAACUGCAGAGUAAGUUUCAUUGAUCUUUAUUUAGCAUUUCCUAGAAAUUUUAGGAUGAUAUUUUUACCCCAUACAAACACUGUAAUUUUACUGGAACCGUACUGUGGUACUAUCACAGAGCCUGGGUUACCUGUGAUUGGACUGAAUAUGAACUUGUUGUUGCUGCUAACAAUGCAAACGGCAUAACUUGAACCGUCAGUAACAAGGGGUACCUCAUUAGCAAGUUUGGUUCCAAUUGUUGAAAAGUAAUAAUAAUAAUAAUAAUAAUUUUAUUUAUAUAGCGCUAAAAUCCAAUAAUUGUCCAAAGCGCUACCUAAUUACAAAAUAAAAUAUAAAAAAUCUAAAAUAUAAAAUAUCUACAAUAUACAAUAUAAUUCAAAUAUAGCCUAAGUUAUCUACUAUAUAAAUCAAAAACAUCUCAAAACAAAAGGAAUCUCAUAACCUAUAUGCUAACUUAAAUAAAAAGUUUUACUAGAGGUAAAUUGUUCCACAAUUUAGGUCCUGCAAUAGAGAAAGCUCUGUCUCCAUAUGUUUUCAAUCUGCUUCUUGGAACCACUAAGUAUUCUUUACAUGAAGAACGCAAUGACCUAGAGUAUGUUUUAAAAUUCAAAAGGUCAGAAAUAUAAGAAGGUGCAAGGCCAUGAAGGGCCUUGUAUACCAAUAAAAGGACUUUAAAAGUUAUUCUAAACUCAACUGGUAACCAAUGAAGAUUAAUUAAAAUAGGAGUUAUAUGAACAUGCCUCGGUGUCAAUGUGACAACACGAGCUGCAGCAUUCUGAACUGCCUGUAGUCUAGCUAACAGAUACUUAGGAAGGCCAUGUAAUAAGGAAUUACAGUGAUCAAGUGGUCAUUAAAUGCAUUGGAAAGCUCGUGAGAAUUGGUUGCAGAGUUCUCGUUAGUUUUAAUUCUUUCACAGACGCGUUAUUUUUCGGAUGGGACGUGAGUUUGUUAAUCAUUUGGCAGGUUUUACGUGAGUCCCUAUUAGACUGAAUAAACGCAUUAGCAUAAUAGGAUGCCUUGGUACAUGUAGAUUUAACUUCUUCAUUGAUCUUAUCACGUAGCCUUUAGUACACAGCCCACUCUUGAGGAUCGUUUGACGUAAUAGCUUUCCGUUUAGCAACAUCGCGAUCACGCAUACCUUUCCGCAGGUCUGAUGUGAUCCAAGGUACUGCACAGUACCUUGCCUGACCUAACAUGUUUUGUUUUGAUUGGAGCAUGACUGUUCACAAUAGUAAAAAAUUUAGCUUUCCAGUCAGCCCACAAAACGUUCGGGUCAUCACUGGUACAAGACCAAUCCUGUCGAGAAAUAUCCCUGUGAUAAUUUUCUUGAUUAAAAUGUGCAGCGUUUGUUCUUGUGUUGUUUUUAGCUGCCAAUGUGUUGAUGUCAGAAAGUGGUGAUGUGAAGCUUGCAGACUUUGGAGUUGCAGGGCAGCUUACUGACACACUAAAUAAAAGAAAUACAUUUGUAGGAACACCUUUUUGGAUGGCUCCAGAAGUGAUCAAACAAUCUGCAUAUGACUCCAAGGUAAGUUUCAUAUCCUAACUACUUUAAGACUAUGCAGUUUAUGAGUUGGUCCUAACCAAUUAAGGAGCAUUUCUCAGUGUCAAAUCCCAGCCAAAACGGAAAUAAGCAACCUCUGUCAUCUUUCUCUUCAAGGGAGUCUCUCAAAGGACCAUAACUCGUAAUUGCUGUUUGGUAAUUGGUAGUAGAAAAGUUUAACUUUUUUUCUAGGUUUUGAUCAUUAACAUCUAGAUUUUGAGAGCCAAAACACAUGCUUACAUUUUGUAUAGAGAAGUACAUGUAGGGUAUUUUUUAACAAGACUAAACCAUUAUUUGGGGAUUUUCGUUGAAUCCAACCAGUGAGAACUAAGGAUAGAGAAACGUUCUUGCUACAGACACUCCCAGAAGAGGACAGCGCCACUUAUCUUUAUGUCCUCUACCAUUUAACUUUGAGGCUUCCCCAUCAUCAAUUACUUUCCUUAACUAGCCCAAAGAAUUCUCAUUUUAGAAUUGAAGGAUGAAAAGAGCCUCUGCUAUUUAGUCAAAAUUAUUUGAGUUUGGUUGGCUUUACUGGUGAUUGAAGUGUUGGAUGGUAAUGAAAAUUGAACGAUUUGCGGGUACUUUCAUCUGUUGUAUUGUCUAUGAGUAGAUUAAUGCCGAGACGUAGAAAUGUUCCUGAUAAAGCAAUUCAUUCGCUUGUAAGGCUACUUAACAAUGUUCACUGCAUUUAAGAAGUUGUUAUAUGUAGACCAAAAACAACAGAGGGCUAAGAAUGCUCCCCCCGCUGGAAAUCUGACUUGGACUGGCAACAAGGUGAAUUGCACAUUUCCAACAGUGGUUUAAUAGCUGGAAAUGAUUGCCGAGGGGAGAUAUAAACCACAGGAUGGUUGGCAUACUAGUAGCAAUACAGUCCAACUGUGCCUACAGAAGGUCAUGGUAGAUUGUGUUGAGGGUCUUCGAAAGAUUUAGAAGUACAGUCCCAGUCCUUUGUAAAUUAUCUCUACAACACUGACAAUGCCCGUAUUUGUUACCCUUUCAAGGUCAUGAACACAGUUGUAUUAAACUGUGACCACAGUUACUUCGUGUUCUAUGUGGCCAUUUUGUCAAAGGCUUUAAAUAUAUAAAGACCCCUGUUUAUACUAUAAAUUGAGGGGCAGUAUGUGACACUCAAAAAACUCUUUGCCUUUAGAAGAGGUUGUAGAAGUACAUUUAUAAUGAUGUUUCCUCUUACAUAGGCAGAUAUUUGGUCUCUGGGAAUAACAGCAAUUGAACUAGCUAAAGGCGAGCCACCGAAUUCAGAUCUCCAUCCUAUGAGAGUCUUGUUUUUAAUUCCCAAGAACAACCCACCUGAAUUGAAUGGAAAUUUCAGCAAGGCCUUCAAGGAAUUUGUGGCCAUGUGUCUCAAUAAAGACCCUAAUGAUGUAAGUCAUACAACAGUUAAGUGCUUGUAAACGUAUUUCAAGAACUUGCAAGUACCAUAAAAUUCUGAAAAACCCAGGGUGUACAUGUUUAAAAGGCUUUUUUUGUGGGCUCGAUAUUUCUGAGGGGCUUAUUGUAGGAGGAAAAUUUGCCUUUCAAGCUCUUCUGAGGUUAUGGCGGAGCUUACAUGCACUGUGCAUGUGCAGCGGAGCGUCUAUUGCUAUAGAAGUUGGAAACCUAUCUAUGAGAGAAAAAUAUGUUAUGACGUCAGUGUACGUAAGUAAAAAUAUUCUUGUCAUUUCUAAUUUUGUUUGAUUUACUGAAAAAACGUUCCAAAAUAAAUUUUUAAGGUUAUGCUUUUGGUCACACCCUAGGAUUUAUGACAUUAAUGCGCAAAACAACUGUAGCCUUUUGUCAUUUUAAGAUUUUAUCUUUUCCUUUUCUUCUACUGCCACCUCAAAAUGACAGCUACUAUUAAGAUCCCUUUAUUAUUAAACGCCUGUUUUUAUUUGGUAUUGAUCUGAGGAAAACGUCGCAUCGGGACUAAUUCAUGGCUGCAUGUUUAAAACUUCAUGCUUGCUUUCGAGCAGAGUAUUUCUGACCACACUUACCAGCUUUCAGGAGCUGCAUCUCAGAUGAGCUUAAAAACUACACCUAUUGCAUUAUUUCUGUCUUGUGAAAGGGUUGAACCCAGAGGUUAUUUCAUAAGUAGUUUGAAUAUGAUCAUUCAGAUGAGAGAAGUCCAGAAUAGGACUGUUGUUGACGGUGACUUGCAUUUCGACAACGUAUUUCUGUCUUGUUUGACUAUGUAGAUUAAGAGUCCGUCUUUUAUCUGGUUCGAAAUAAUAAGCUUAUAAACAUUUUUCUAGUUGCAAAUGGAAGGAACAAGUUUUAAAGGAUACGCAGUAUUUGUUGUAAGCGAAAGUCUUGCUUCGAGAUGCAUUCGUCUAGUAUUUGUCAUUCCAAACAUGAAGUCGGCUAGAAACAACGAAAAAAAUGAUUUAAAAGGAUUUCAGGAACAUUUCAUUCACACUACUUGCUAUGUUGGAUAAAGAGUGCUUUAUUGUACUUUACUUUAAUUCCUUUUUUGUUUGUCAGUCAAGAAUGUUAAACACCUGGAUCUGUGUAUCAAACAUGAAGUUUAGUGCCUCUGAGUGUAAAGUGUUAACAGUCACUCGGAAGAAUUCACCUUUAACGCAUGAAUAUCACCUUGCCAAUACUUAUAUAAAACGUCUUUUGGAAGAAAAGGACCUCGGGCUUAAUAAGGCUUAUCAUCUCAAGCAGUUUAUCCUGGGACUCGCAUGUUAUGCAUAUUGUACUCAAGACUAACAGAAUGGUAGGUCUCCUGAAGAGAACCUGUCCACUUAUUACGGAUGUUGAAGUCAGGCGGACACUUUAUCUCUCUCUAGUGAAGUCACAACUCUCUUAUGCCACAGAUUGUGGUCUCCCGGAAGUGUCAAAUUGACAUCGAUCCUAGAAAGAGUCCAGAGGUGUGCAACUCGCUGGAUACUCAGAACUAAAAUCGGCGAGGUCUCCUACAAACAACGAUUGCUGACGCUUCGACUACUUCCACUGACUUAAGAUAGGGAAAUUGGAGAUCUUGUUUUCUUUUUUAAUUGCAUUUCUGAAUUUACUGACUUAAAUAUUGAUCGAUUCGUUACCUUUGUCCCGCAUGACCAGUCUCGUUCUCAGAAUCCUGCCCUAAUGUUUAAACGUGCCUACUGUAAAACCACUACUUUUCAGGCGUCUUUUUUUACUCGGAUUGUAAAACCGUGGAACGCUAUUUGCAAACUAGCUACUUCCGACAUAGCCUGCGAACGGCAGACGUUUCUCAGCGGCGAUGAGCGAGGAGAAACUUCUGCCAUUCGCUGGCUACUUCCGACAAAUUCUGCAGCCUAAGCAUUUUUAAGAUAUUAUCUGCGUGCUACUUCCUUUUCCUUGUUAGAUACUACUUUUGACAUGCCCUGCACCUGGUUCCUCUCUCGCAAUUGCCCGUGCCACCAUUCAUAAUUUGCAUUUUAAUUACUGUCUUUUGCACGUUUUUAUUAGAUUCCACAGCUCAACUAUUACAUUUUAACAACCGUUUUAAGAGAAUGUUUUUGUAGGUUUUACUUAGCUUGGGGUUGCGCCCCGCAUGGGUUCGCGCUAUUCCCCAUUGGUCUCUUUCAUGCUAGUAUUUGUCUUGUUUCUAUUUAUUUGUUAUAAUUGGACCAAUAAAUGUGUUUACAUUAAAAAAACUGAAAUUAAGGGCCUGUUUAUAUGGAGUGGGGGACCCCGGUCUAGUGGGGUUUGUUUCUUUUGUUUUCACGCUCUGGGGGACACAAAACAAAAGAAACCUACCCCACUAGACUAGGGUCCACCACUCCAUGUAAACAGGGUCUAAUUUUGCGUUAUGUCGCUUUUUUCGUAAAGUGUGGGUCAAACCUGUACAAGAAUGAAAUCAAAAUUGCUUUAUGGAUGCAUGGUGUGUUAUUUGUGUCUAUUUACACAUUCUUUCUCCUCACCAAAAAGAAAGUACAUGAAACAGUUGUUGUUUGUUACCAACAGACUUAUACCUUUGUUAAAACAAGUUCACCGUUUUAGAAUAAGUAUUACAUUACAAAAACUAAAUAAAUAAUGUUCCUUCGUUUCGAUGAACUGUUGACGCCAUUACCAAGGACUGGAAAUAAAUAAAUGUGAGUUCAAAAAGAGUUAAGGUACUCUAAAUUUGGAUAAAUGAAAUGGAGCUAGACAAAGACUGAAGCACGGACUGAGUCUGUUUUCACUUUCAAAGACGGUCUUAAUUGUUUGAUUUUACAGCUAGUUUACACUUAAAGGUUUGUUGGCCCGAUUUUGUAAAGAAAACAUUUGGUGAACACAGUAAUUUACCCGAUUUUGCAUCCAGAUCUUCUCUUAAGACAAAAAAAUCGAUUUAGACAUCAUAACGUAAGAACAAUGUUCAUAACCUGUAAAUUGGCAGCCUCCAAAGAGUUUCUAAUUAGCUUUUGAAAGGGCGGUGAUGGGGGUUCUGGUGCUUUAGUCUGGUCAAGAGUUCUUUUCCAAGCGCAUUAGUGUGAUUGAAUUUGAUUUAUCUCUUUUUUUUUUUUGGUGGGGGGGCUAUAUUUGGAGGAGCUUAUAAAUGGAGGAGCCUAUUUCCAGAAUUUUCCUCUACUCGCUAGUCAUUUUUGCCGACAACAAAUUACCCAAAAUAUAUCACAUGGAAGAGCUUUCAUUCCUGGUAAAUUUAUGAGACCAAGAAGUGAGAAAGGAAUUGAACUCAAUUGCAAGGAAAGUAAAAACGGUUUGCAGAUUUUUGAUAUCCCUCCAAACUCAAGCAUUUAUUGUGAUUAGUUGCAUUGAAGUGAAUUUGAAAUUAUAUGCUAUGAAGGGAGUCUUUGAAUGUGUUAUAUAAAAUUUGUUUGAGAGUUUUAUGUUUUCCUUAUGAAUAUAUAGAUUUAGCCAGGACUAAAACCGAAGCUCUUGUUAAUUCUCACGAAGUUAAGGCAGUGGCGCCCGCGAAGCGAGUUUAUAAUUUUGUCGUCCGCGGAUCGCGCGUGGAUUAUAGCGCCUUGUAAACUUGGUGGGCCCAUUUAUAUUUGUAUACAUCCGAUGUUGUCCGCAGUGUAAUGACAUCAUCAAUCGAUCAGCGUUGUUUUGACUGUUUUUGUGACCGUUUCGCCAAUCAAGAAAUGCUUUUGGCGAUUACUUUUGACGGCAAAAAUAUUUUAAUGAGAGCAAUGAAGCAAUUUGGACUAGUAGCUUCAAAUAAGUCGAGGUAAAAGAACAUUUGUCGUUGAUUUGAGAGUGCGUCUCACUCCGCUUACGAGCGGAGUGCUUUUGCAACAUUGCUGCAAAACAAGUUGAAUAGCGAUGUUGCGCAUUUUACCACCCACGAAAAAAACCUUGCAACCUUAUUUGUUGCAAGACAGAAAAAGAAAAAAAGCACACUUUCUUUGUGCAUUUCUUUGCCGUUGUUUUGCACGACUGCAACGUGAAACUACCUAGUUACACGUUUUGUGGAGGAAAUGUCGUAUGUGUUCCUGUUCGAUUUUUUCUCUUUUCCUGCUUUUUUGCCGCUCAUUUUCACCUGGGUGGCCGCUAGCAUUUCUCAUUUUUUCACCGCCACUACAAAAAGUUUUGUUUUUUCCUCCCACGAAAUUUGUCUCCUUGUGUUUUAUCUCUCGCUCUCGCUCUUUUUCUGUUAUCCACGUCAGUGGAAAUUUAGUCGAAAAAAAGACUCGGCAUUAACAGCUGUCAAUUCAUCUUCAUAUGGAUGGCGUAUAUAACUGACAGACUUUUGUAAUUUUCCAUGUCCAUGGGCUAGUGCCAUGCCCCAGUAUUGUGCUUGUGGUAAGAGUGACAUUUGACAUUGGCAUACAUUUAGCGGUGGACGGACCUACGGACGGUCACGUGAUUGCCAAAAUUUCUCGCAUCUAUAGGUUACCAUUUUUUCGUACCCAUAGUUCUCCACUAGCUCUGCUAUAAUCAUUAACCGGUGUAAAGUUCUUGAAGAGAAUAUUAUUCAUUUGACUCUUGACAAAGUAUAAAGGUGUGUUCAAUUGAGUUUAGACUGAAGCAGAAAGAUCUUUCUUGGCUGAUGGAAUUAUUCUGUGAUGACCUUAAAAGGGAAUUGUGUAAGCUUUUUAAAAAAUCUUUCAAGGACUUACAUAUCCUCUGGUUAAGUUUUCUGCCAAGACCUCAUUGCCAAGGGCUACUUUUUACAUUGUAAUUUGGUGAAGAUCGUUGUUCUGUCUUCCAUCUGAUAGUGCUAUGACAUUGCACUGAGCAGAUUAGGGACAGGAGAAUUUAAUGCCACCCUCCCCCAGCUGCAGUAGUUACAUUGUAAUUGAACAUGCAAAGACAUGUAGUUGACCUAAUUUCCAUUUUUUUUUUUUCUUCCGGGUCAGAAAUUUUCCUUUGUGAUGGCAAAAAAGUUCAUUUAAAUUAUUUAUUUUAUUUAGGAGUGGGAAGGUGUAACAAAUUGUUCAAUGAUGGCCCCACGGGAGAAUUGUAUUCUUACUAAAAGCUCUGCUCAAUCCGCCAUUCUGUUAGACGUACCAAAACUUUAUUCAAGCAAUUUCAUCUCCACCUCUAAUGUUUUUGCCGGUCAAAAUUUGUCAUUUGAUUAGCUGGCGGGAAAUCCUCCAAGAUGCUUGGCCUCUUGUGUUUUAUCUUUUUAUUGUGGUUUAAUUUUUUGUAGAAGUGAAACCGUACCUAUUUUAUUGAAAAGUUGUGAGCGAGUAAAUUAGUCCCUUAUUCUGAAUGCCAACUGAAUGCCAGAGUUGCAGUCUAGUCAAUGUUUUAUUGAUCAACGAAUGACUGAUGAAAUGAAAUGAACGACUGCAAAUUAUGGAUCUAAGAGGUAUUUAUGGAACCUUGUUCUUGGUUCUUAGUAAUAUUUUGCUAGAAUUGAUCUUUACUGGUUUCCAAAUUCAGAAUAACUGUAUGUUAACUUUUGUUGUAGCCUGUAAUCAUAUUGACUUUAAAAAUUAUUGGCCAGAAAAUAUUCAAGGCAUUAAAUUACGAAACCUGUGCCUUCCACUAGGUGUUGGUUUGUGCUGUAGCAACACUUUGGCACCAAAAUAUUGCACAUUGACAAAAAGACUGUUUGGUGGAAAAAUGACUGUUGGGGACUUUUUGAAUUAAAUUUAAGAUGAAAGUUACUAGUAAAUUAUGUGAUCAGUUACUAGUGUUUUUUAACCAUAAGGCUUUUGUUUUCACAGAGACCUACAGCAAAAGAGCUUCUAAAGCAUAGAUUUAUUAAAACUGCGAAGAAAAAUACGUAUCUGGUAGAAUUAAUAGAGAGGUAUAAAAACUGGAAGCAAAAGUGCCGUGAUGACGAUGACAGCAGCUCUGGAGAAGAAAAUGAGGAGUAAGUAAAGCAAAUACCCUUGGUAAUAUACUUUAUGAGAGACCAGACACGUGACCUUAGAAACCAUUGUGUUAUACAGACUUAAUCACCCAAUGCCACAAGGUCUCAGACUGAUAAAUAAAAAAGUUUUAAAACUUUUGCAGAAUGAUAGAGAUGAAGCGAGAUUUAAAAAUGGCGAAGUAUGAUUGCGCUGCAUGAAGUCCUGCCAGUCCAUGUUAAUCAAGAUUUGCCUUAAGCACUUAUUGAGAGAAUAGUGAAAAUUCUCGAUAGAUAGCUUUGCUGUCCACACAUAUCAGGGUAAUUUUAAGAACGCAAUGCUGCUGCUGUGGAUGUUACAGUACGCAUACAUUUUGUGCAUAUUUACUAAAUUAAAAUUUGCACCUCUUAAUUUCCACAUUGUUGGUUUUUGCGAAAAACAAGUAUAAUUUUGCCCAGCUUACGGCUCGAUUUUGAGGAGGUGAGCUUCAGUCUAACGAGCUGAAAAAGUUGUUGAAUUCUUCCUUUCACUUUGGCUCCAGAAAUGUGGCAAUAAAAGUUAAAUGCAGACAGGUGUCCCGAGUCGAGCACUUUGCUGCCUUUUUUCCCCGAUGCAAAUUUACAGCUUCUGAAAUUCACGCAAGAGUGGAAAGCAGACUUUCAAGAUGGUCAUGUGGUUAAAAAGUGAGCCUGUCCCUUUGACUGUGCGUUUUAUUCACUCUACUUUCUCUUCUUUUGCUUUUCUUUUCCCUUAUUUCUUUGUUUUACUUGGCAUUUACUGGAUUUCGGUGUGAUAUUUACUGUUUCACCCCAGUGUGCUCCAAUCUUUUCAAGCGUGUGCAGCAAUAUACCCAGUGCCUCAAUGCGUUGAAAUCCCAAGGAAGUUGCUUUUCUCUGAUUCAAGUACUUUUUCAAGUUUGUGCUUCUACCACUUCUCUUCCCUUCCAAAGCCUACUUUUUCACUGAGGCACUAGGGGAUCACUUGAGCUACUUUGUCAUGCAUCCAUCUCCUAAAAUACUUUUGGGCUAGGUUUUUGCAUUCAGAAACUAUGUGCACCACUGUUGCCUCUUCGCUAAUGCCACACCAUUUUUGAUUAUAUUCCAGAUAAUUGUUUUUGUUCUUCUAGCCGGGUCCUGAGCUGCUGUUAGUAAUCCCUCAUAGGUUCAAACCAUGAACCUAGUGUUUUCUUAUUGUUUGUCUCUUUAUGGAAAAAACCUUCCGUAGAAUAUCUGCCAAUCCCAUCAAUGUUGUUUUUUGGAUUUCCUGGGAGUUGUUAUUUCCUGAAAUUUUACUAUUGAGUUUCUUGAGAUCUUUCUUUGUCACUUCGCACCUUUGCGCACUGAAAUUUUUUUCUGUUUCCAUCAACCAUAUUCUGAUGAUUUUUAUUCAAGGUCUUUAUCCUUCAAUAACUUUUUCGGGAUCCUGGGUGAAAGUAUUUUUAUCAGAGGGUAUAGGCAAAUCAGUGAGAAUGUAUUUUUUUAAUCCUGAUUUAGAUUAUUAUUGAUGACAAUGCUAAGGUGGUUUGAUAUAUCAUAGAGGAUGGUGAUGGCAUUCCUUUCUUCCACCGUUUUUAGGUUGUGUUUGUACCACUUGUCUACGUUGUGCAAGUUGUACUCCCUGCAGAUUUUCCAGUGUAUGUAGGUUGCAACAUUGUAGUUCUGGUGUAUGUUUUCUGUUUUCGCCACCUCUGGGCAGUUGUGAGACAAUACAUUCAAUAGUCUCCUGUUAGUUGUUGCACAUGCGACAUACUUUAGUGGGGAUGGUUUGGUCAUGUGACACUAGAAUGAGCCCCUCUGAUUUGGCCUGGAGAGCACAGGAUUUAAGCUUUUUGUUUGCUGCUUUUUGUUUUACGUGGGCUUUGCAAAGGAACAAGGUGGUGAUCAGCGAAAACUCUUCAGGGCAAUAAAGGCACUCCUUAUGCCAAAUGAUAAAUUGUUUUUCCCCAAUUGUCAUGAUAAGGUAGCUCUGGCAAAUGACAUUGCCCCCUUUUUCCAUCGUAAGAUCCUUAAUAUCCGCAAUGACGGUAUCGAUGUUACCCAGAACAGAUGUGGUGACCAGAUUGACGACCCUGUUUUCAGCUCAAAUCUCGAACCACUACGUGUUUUUAAGGAACUGACAGAGAAGGAUGUAUACCAGCUCAUUCAGGCUUCAGCUAAGAAAAGCUGUAUGCUCGAUCCUUUGCCAACUUCUAUCUCACUGGCUAGCCUUGAAGAACUCCUUCAAUAAACACUUCUGUGGUUAAUUGUUCCUUGACUCUUGGACACUUUCCAGCUGCGUGGAAAGCUGCUCUAGUUGAUCCACGGCUCAAGAAACCUUGUCAAAGCGCCUCCCUUUCAAAUCUUAGACCUGUGAGCAAUCUCCAGUUUAUUUCGGAGCUUUGGCGAGAGCAGUGUACAACCAAACUCAAGAGUAUUUAGUGCGAUCAGAGUUUUACCCAACGCUCCAGUCAGCCUAUCGAGCAGGCCACAGCAUCGAGACGGCCCUCCUUAAGGUACACAAUGACAUCUUGCUUAACAUGGAUCACCAGAGAAUCACUCUACUAGUGCUGCUAGACUUGACACUUUAGAUCAUGAUCUAACCGCUUAGAAAAUGUCAGAAAACAUACAAGAAGACAUUCUGGUUACUAAUACUUUAGUUAUUCAAUGUUAGAUGAAUAACGAAUAACAUACUAAGUUUUACAAAAGGCCUUUUUUAAUAAUUAGUAAAAUGUAAGCGAAUGAAAAUCGGAACGAACUUUUGAAACACCCUGUAUGAGCGAAUAGUCUUUGGCGAUUCGAUUUCACUGGAGCAUGAUCAUCCAGAGCUUCAGUUAACAAUUUUUCCCAAGCCCAAUAUACAUGUACACCAAACUAAGGUCGCUACAAAAAGAGCCUUCAUCAAAGUUCUUGAAAGAGAGCCCCCGGAUAAUUUCGGCUUUAGGUUGCGGUAAUUUCUUAUUUAGAACUAUAUAAACUAGGCAAUGAUCACUGAGGCUAACCUCCAAAAUUCCCGAUUCUCUGAAAUAACCUGGAACAUUCGUCAGGAUAACAUCUAAGCAUGAAGAACGCUGAGAAGAUAUUCUUUUGGGUGAAUUGUUUAAAGAAUCCAGAUAAAAAAUGUCACAAAUGUCCGGUAGACAUCUUCCUUGGUUAUUAUUAUCCAAAGGAUUACUAAUAGCACAAUUCAAAUCCCACAAACAGAUAAUGUUGUCGCACAGCGAAGAAGCUUUAUCCAAUAGACUGUACAUGUCGGAAGUAAAUGGUACAUUAUCCACAGAAGGGGGCUUGUACGCUGCUAUCAGUGCGAAUCGAGUUUGACAGAUAGUUAAGUCUAGCAGUAUUGCGUCCACGAAUUUACAUACUAUUUUGAUGGGGAUGGCGGUGGUGCUAUCACUCACAAAGAUUUUGAUGGGGAUGGCUGUGGUGCUAUCACUCACAAAGAUCAUGACGCCACCACCAGUCUAAAAAUAUUAUAACCAUUCUCAUGCAAUUGAGAAUUGUGUCAAUUUUGAAUUCAAUGCAGAGAAUGGCAAAAACACCAUCAACAAACCAUUCUCUGAUUUCAAUUAACUUGCUAGGAAGACUAUUUACAUUUAGAAGGGCAAUUAUGCAUUUUUCUUGUUGGUUUACCAUGGAAGCUUGAUAGUUGGUUUUCCGUGAGAGCUCAUAUUUUGAAGAGGGUUGCCAUGAGCUGGAUCUUGCUCGAUUAUGUCUUCCACAUUCGCGAAAGGUAGCUUUUGUAACAAAUUUCCUAUACAAGUGGGACAAUCGCAGCAGUAAUUUAAGCAAGACAGAAGCUGUUUGUAGUGUUUCGCAGUUAUUCCACCCCACUUUAUCUGAGCCUGUUGGUAACAAGUAUCACAAGUAGUCGCUAAUUGAUUCUUAGCCACGGCAUGUCUACAAACAGAACACUUGCUUGUGGUUUUCCACUAAAGCUGUAUGUUACAAGCCAAGGUGUUAAUGGCUUCCACUCGGCAGCAUUAAGUUCUGUAGUACUUCUUUCAUAUCUUUUCUUUUAUGACUGCAUUCUGGAUGCCAUACCCAGAUAUUUCUUAAACCAAACAUUGUAUGUCUUGAUGCAAAACCUUAAUUCAAGGAACUAUUAAUGCUAUCAAUGCCAAAAAAGAAGGUAAAGCCCCUGGAAGGUGUGGUAUACAUGCAGAAAUCUGAAAGCAUGGCAGUAUGGAACUCGCCUCUAGGCUGCACAAACUGGUUCUACAGAUCAGAGAAACCGAGGUAAUACCACAAGGAAAGAUGCUAUCUAAUAUAGUGCCAGUCUCAAGAACUAUCGAGGUAAUUCUUUGCUCUCAAUACCUGGAAAGAUCUCGGCGCAGAUACUCCUCAAGUAAUACAGUACUUGGGCUUACGUUGUGUAACACCCUUGAGUGGAACAACAAUAUCAAGGAAAUAGUUACUAAGGCAAUAAAGUGUCUUGAUAUUCUUAGGGUCCUGAAACGGGCCUGGAUCCCCUCUAGUUACUUCCUCAAUGUCUACUUUGUAUUGAUACGCUGAUUUCUGGAAGUGUUGUGUCACCUGUCUAUUUAAGUGCCAAGCAAGUCCAGAAAAGAGCAUUGCAUAUCCUGUUCCCCAAUUAACCACUAUAAUGUCGCUCUUGAUGCUUGACGCAUUGACCUGUGCUUUAGGGUGUGGCAUAACAUCCGUGACCACCCAGAAUCACGCCUGCACUGCUUAUUGCCUUACAAUUUUCAGAGCCAGCCUUACAAUUUUCACUGUAGUAACAAAGUAUCUAUUUUACAUACAUAUAUAUUUUGGGCAUUAUUGUAACUCAGUCUCAGGAUAAGAUAAUGAAAUUGUAAACUUUUUUAAUUUACCUUAUUUUUUAAACCCAAUGUAAUUUACCUUCGGGUGCUAGUUUGUAAUUUGUAAUAUUAUUAUUAUUAUUAUUAUUAUUAUUAUUAUUAUUAUUAUUAUUAUUAUAGUGAAAUAGUUUUUAAUCGAAAUGGAUUGUUUUAAUUGAAGCGAAAUGUUUUUAAUUCAAAUAAUUUUUUAAUUAAAUGAAUUUUUUCAAAUCAAAACUAAGUGUUUUUUGCAAAUAGUGUUUUGACGCAAUUGUUUUUUUAAGCAAAAUAAUUGUAAAUAGUAUUUUAAUAGUUAGCAUUGUUGUCAUUAGAAUUACUAUUAUUUAUUUUAAAAAAUAUAUUAUAACUAUUAUUCGUGCUUGAUAUUUGGUAUUGGGUGUCUGUGGUAGAUUGGAAGUUCCUUCGCAAUUUCCUACUUUUGCAGGAUGAGGAUUUCCAUUUUAGAUUUUUGUUGACUUUCGUUUCUUAAUGACAGGCAUGUGAAUCUGUAUUAUUAUUAUUAUUAUUGUUGUUGUUGUUGUUGUUGUCGUUGCUGUUGUCCUUGUUAUUUUUGUUAUUGCUUUUAUUAUUGCUAUUAUUUUUAUUAUUAUUAAUGACUGGAUAUCUAUGGUUGAUUGGAUAUCCAUGUGCGUCGGUUCUGUGAGCACUAAUAAAUAAAUGACAAAGAUAAAAGAUAAAGAUAUUUUAUUUAUAUAUCGCUAAACCUGCAUUCAUCUUCUAAAAGGCUAAUAAAAACUGAUAAACACAAACAUAUAACAAACAGUACAGAGAAAAUAAAAACAAAAUACCGCAACCGCUGUACAAGAACAUGGUUCAUUGGGCAAACUGAUGUUAGGUUCUGUCGCCUACAUGCUGAAUUGUGUAAGGACGUAGAGCCACAACAGAUGUAUCAAAUGCAUGAGAACAAGAAAAAGCGUCCGCACUGAAGGAGAGUUUUAGACAUUGGGGAGCAUGGAACAUUUACACCUUUGGUCUUUACAACAAUUGACAGAAUGGAAACGGAAUGCCUGAGGUACCAUAGCCGAUUAGCGGAGCUAGUUGCCAUCAAGGAAGGGAAGUAAUAUGCCAAUACUUUGUCAUGGAUCAGAAGCCGAAUUUCAUUUGCAUUAUUGAGGCGUGCACUCGUUUGUCUUAGAGGCUAUAGGGCAAAAAGAAGACUGACAUCGAGAUUGAAAAUGCAGAAGGUCCAUUUAGGGAUACAAGGUUUUAUUCUCUUCAACAAUACUUUUCAGAAACGGAUAAAUUUUUUGUCCUGACUGUGCGCAAGUGAUAUUGUGCUACCAGAACUGAUGCCAGUAAAAGUAAAUUAUAAUGAUUUUACACUAUAUAAAGCUUCGAGUUAAAACCUGAAAUUUCGUCUUUCUUCGGUGCCGCAAAUUCAUACGACGAAGGCACGGUUCGAGUUUGUCCCUUGAGAAGUGAUGCCAUUUGCUUUUAUUGAAAUGAGUGGAUGAAAAUUGAUUGUUCUUUUUGAUAUACGAAUCAUGUCCAGUGACAUACAAAUCAUGUCAAAGAGAAAGCAAGAUCAACUAUUAAAGCUGAUUUUUAAGUCGUGGCACAAGCCGAUUAAUAAAAUGGAUUACAAAGAGAUAGGAAUUGCUGUUACUGAAAAGAAAAAAAAACAACUUAAUAACAGCCUGCAAACCACUAAGCUUAUGUCAUAUUAGGCCCCUUUGAAUCGUGGAAUAUAACACCUGUUUUAGUCGAUGAAAAUAAUUAAAUACGGCAGUUGAUUCAGACGUCGGAUAUAAUGAUGCCGCAGUUGAUUCAGACGUCGGAUAUAAUGGUGCCGAAUUUAACUCCGUUUGUUGUAAAUGUUCCCAGUCUCUAGAAAAAAUUGUUAUCCAAUAUGGAUAAGGUUUUCUACAAUUAAUGCAUUAUAUUGGUCACAUGUGAAAUGCGACUUCUAAAUCAAAUGUUGAACCUAAGUCGAAUUUUCGACUGUUUCAGUCGCAGAUGCGGCAAAGUCGUAUUUAAUUUGAAACUGUCCGGUUUAGUUGAUUCAGACGUCCCAUCUCAAAGCAGUUACCUCUCGAAUUAAAUUAGGCACGGGUGAAAUUCGACGAUUGAGCUGAGUAAUGAUAACAGUGUCCAGUAUUACUAAAAGUAUCGGUAGAAUAAAGCUACGAUACAUACGGUAUUUGUUAUAUUCCUGUGAACUUUGUUUUCAAUUUACCACAUAAUGUUACUUGCUAUAUGCACCACACAGGUUAAAAAGAGAGUAAAAAAGGAAAGGAAAAAAAAUAAGGUUACGAAAAAUUUUCUUCAAGAGGAUCCGAACCCAGACCAUCAGAAUCAGUUAGAACUAAAAGUUAACGCCUCUGUCCACUGGACCACCUCGGUAAACACUGACAAUUUGAGUUUAAAAGAGGUAUGCAUUCCGUCUCUAUGGUGUUGACAGUUUUCAAGGAUGACGUUUUCGUUUUUUUUUUUAAUUUCCGAGUAUAAUUAUAUCUUUAACUGAUCGAAACUAGACGUAAAGCUCAAGUAAACCCAUUAAUACUCUUUCAGGCUUGGUCCAUGCCGGGGAACGUUUAAGAAAUUUAUGAACUAGCGAUCGCGCGGCUACCGACUGAACCGAAUGACCUUACGAUUCUCUCCCUUCUCGUACUAAGGUGUCUUUUCAUCGGUCGGGGAAAACAUUAACACAACAUUGUUCAUCGUUAUUUCCAUUGUUUUAGGUUAGGGUAGUAAACCAUUUGGCUUUCAGGGUUAGAAGAGCUGCUAAAUGACCUCUCUCACCGGAAUGAAGAAAAGCAAUAUGGCCGCCAAAUACAUCCUUUUAGUUUUUAAAGUUCUCAUUUAUUAACAAACGUUGAACAUUUAUUUCGGCAAACAAACAGUUAAGUUGAAAAAGGAUUUUACAAAAGUCUCAAGAGUAGAUCUCCUUUUCGAUUUUAAAUUGCAAUAUCGGUCAAUGUACGCAGCUUUGAAACUUCUGGCUCAGUUUUUGUUUGCUUUUGCUUUGAAAAUGGAAUAAUUGCUCAGAGACAAUACAGUGUAAAGAAUUGUUGAGAAAAACGGCAAAAACUUGCCAAUUAAUGUCAAAAAUGGACUGAAACAUUCAAAACGCUUUGAUGACGUGACUGAUGACGUCACGUCUCCUUUUUGGUCAUGAAAAAAAUUAUAGACAUUUCUUUCUUUCAAAUUUUCUCUGCCGUCGGUCUAGUCUCCCGACUUUUUCGCUCAUGUUCAUCCCCCCCCCUUACCUUUUAAAUGUCGGACGUCAACUGGUUAUUUUUAAAUGCUCCACACAGCCCAAACCUCAAUUUUAACCAAAUAAUGAAAUCUUGUCACAGCAACAAAAAAGCCUAAUUCAGCGAUGGUCACGUGACUGAUGACGUUAUCACCCUAGAUGUGACAUGAGAAGAUAUUAAAUGGCAAAUAUUAUCUUGUUGUGGUCUGUCAGUCUUCUACGUAUAAAAUUCUCAAAGUUAUAAAGCUUUUUAAAAAAAUUGCCUCGAAGGAUUCUGGGAUAAUGUUUGUGAUAAUUAUAAUUUACUUUUAUAAUUAUGCCAUUUGUAAUUCUUGACUUGCUUAGUUAGUCUCUGAAGCACCGGGGCCAAACCAUGGUCCUUAGGGACCGGUCAUUAUUUAUGUGGGGGGGUGGGGGGGAAAUCAUGGGGUGGGCCAGGCCUAUUUUGUUUAGAGAAAAGGGGUGGGCUAAAAGAGAAUUUCACGAUGAUUGAGGGUGGGUGAUUGUGUGUUUUGUAAAGAAUCACACUCUCUACAAUUCAUGUGGAAGAUCUAAAUAAAUUCUAAUGCAAUGCUGGACAUAAAAUAUAACACAACUGGAUGUCACAUGUGGCAAUCCAACCUAAGUAUGGAGAAUCAAAGAUGUGGGCAAUAAAUAUCAAUAAAUAAACAUAAGCCCUAUUGAGAAGGCUUGCAUGCUUCUUUUUCUUAAUAUAACUGUCUGGGAACUUUUACUACCUGAAGCUUGAACAGCUAGAAAUCAUUAUUGGUUUCAAUAAUGGAUAUUGAAUUCAUUAUUCAAUUUAGUGAAAUCAAAUUUUUCCAAUUUUCAAAUCAAAAACAGUUUGAAAAUUCGUUUUUUAAUUGAAUUACUAUUUUUGGUUUAAUGACUUCAAUAAAAAAGCAAAUUUUUUUAAACUGGUUUUGGACCAGCAACUGGACCAGCAACUGAAAGAAUACCAAGACCAAUUCCAGACAAAUCUGCACUUCCUGAAUUUAAAUACUUGAGCGUUCAUACUUCAUCCAAUAAUGAUGAAAAUGGCAAGAAGCGCAUUCCCGAUGAUUGGCAGCCACGAUCAAAUAUUAAGAAGCUCUUCGAGCAAGGGAAGUUGUCAAUUAAUGCAUCGGAUGCUAUCACAGAAUUUUUCUCCAAGUUCAUUGUAGACGAAAAACUGGUGAAGAAUUACAUUGAGCACUUGUCGCAACUGCAAAGUGUCAAUGAGAUCCGUAAGCAAGAGCGAAGAAAAGAGAAGCAAGUUCGAGCCUUAAAAGAUGUGCAUUGCUAUGACUGGAAAACACUUGUAGAGAAGGGGGUGCUUGACACUCUGAAAGUCCCCAAGUUGGACAAAUACAUUGAGCAUAAUAAACUUAGCAAGAACGGAAAGAAAAUCGACAAAAUCAAGUGAAUCACAGUACACUAUUAUGAAACUUCAAAGGAAUCUACAUUUCCUUCAAGCGUCAGUGUUGGUGAGGACAGUGAUGAGAGUGACAGAGACAAUGACCUUGUUUUGUGUGAUGAAAGUGAAAGCGAAAGUGAAUCAGAUGAUGACAGUCAUACUGUAACAAUACAAGAAGGCACAUCAACAAGAAGUGGCCGCAGAGUAGGACACUGGUCCACAAGAUAUGCUGAUUUCGUUCAGUGAACAGGAACUCCUUAUAGAGGUAUAGAUUGAAGGGGGUUGGGGGUGGGUCACCUCUUAUAUAAAGUUAUAUGGGGGUGGGUCAAGAAUUAACUAAUGGGCUUAAAGGGUUGGUCACGUUUUUUCUUUGAUUCUAAAACAAAAAAAAUCCCCCCCCCCCCCCCCACAUAAAUAAUGACCGGUUCCUUAGGUACUAAAAAGUUCACUUGAUUGACAGAACCUUUCUGACGAUGUGAGCUGUUCCCCAAAUAGUAAUUUUUGGAGCUCGUUGAUGCUGGCUGUACCUGGAAUUUUGUCGACAUAUUUUUCCAGUCCCGUUUUAAUGACCCCAGUCAUAUUAGAAGUAAGAAGUAAAAAGUAAGAAGUUUAUUGUACACUCCCCUGCGGAGUUUAUCAGUGAUACAAGACAAAGCGAUAAUUCAUUAUCUAGUAUAUAUAAAAAUAACUACCCAAAAAAUUAGCUAAGUUUCCGUUUAAAAUUCUUAUGAUACAAUAAAAAAACCCUAUGAUUUUAAUUUGGAUCUUUAUCUAGCCUGUUCCACAAACUGACAACAUAUUAUUAUUAUUAUUAUUAUCAUUGUUAUAAGAUAGAUAGAUAGUUUAUUAAAAUAAAUACAUGGGCAGCCAGAGGCUGAAUUGCGUCUUUAUAAAUAAAACUAAGCUAAAAAUCGAAUAAUUUACAAUACAUCAAUAUUAAAAAUGUUGAAAAUUCAUGCAUAUAAUAUAAAAAAGUAUUAAAACCGAAUAAUUUAAUUCUACUAUAGGCAGGAUGACAAAAUAAAAGUGUUCUUAAAACGGUCCGUCUUGCACUUUUGAAGCGCAAAGUGUCGGUGAUUUCCUAGUGAAUAUGGAGCCUUAUUGGCUUCAGUUAAUAACUUGUUAAGUUUGUUAUCUUUUAUUUGCCGACAGUAUCGUUAAGAACCUUGUCACAUAUGUCCUCGCAACAUGAAAUAAUGGUUGGAAUACCAGCUUCAUUAAGUGCCUCGUCAUACGAGAGACUGGGGCAAAUGAUUAAUAAUGCCCUUUUUUGGACCCGCUCCAGCUCACACUAUAAAUACUUGGUCAGAGCAUAAAAAAAAACAGGCGCUGCAUAAACUAGGAUUGAUCUUAUACAUAUGGCAUAAAAGAGGACUAAAUCCCUACAUGGAAGCUUUGCCCUUUUAAGCUGAACUAGGAAAUACAAACGUUUAGUUUCUUUCUUUACAGUUUCGUUAACGAGCUCAUUCCAUGAUAAAUCGCUUGUAAUUAUCACACCCAGCAGCUUUGCGCUUCUAACUGCUUCAAGUUGGUUACCAUUCACAAGAAUAGGAUGGAACUCAGACUACUUUUUAGUGAAGGAGAUUCUAAGUUCUUUUCACUUUUCCCUGUUCAGUUGAACCCUAUUAUCUAGGGAUCACUGAGGUACACAGUCUGCUAUAUGUUGUGCAUUACUCGUUCCACCCUUAGCAACUACUUCUGACGUUGUGGUGCCAAGUAUUAUUAUUGUCGGGCACUUUUCACAGAACUCUUCCUCACCCAAGCAAGGUUAAAAAAAGUUGUAAAAGUUUCAUACAAUGUGGCGUUCCCAACUGUCUCGGCAACAUUUCAAAUCUUCUGGAAACUGUUCCCAGUGCACCGGUUACUAUUGGGAUGACUAGUAGUAAACGACAGAUCCAAAUAUUUCAAGUCACAGUAAUUAUCGAUCUUCUCUCUUUCCUUGCUUACUAUUCUUGGUGUCGAAUGGGCAGGCAACAUCAAUUAUAAUGCACGAUUUUAUCUUAUUCAGGAGCACAAUAUCAGGUUUGUUGUGUUCAAUGUGACGGUCUGUUUAGGUCUUAAAACUCAACUACAGUUUGUGCUUCUCAGAAUCACUGACUGGAUCCGGUUUGUGAUCUUACCAGUUUGCUGUCCUUUCAAAACCGCAUUUCCCGCUGAGAUCCCAUUGGAUAACCUGGGCGACCUCAUCAUGACUCUAUGACUUGUACUUCUACUCUCUCUCCACAUAUUCUGCGUGCCUGGGAGACAUUUUGAUUGUCAACAAGAACGCUCUUAGUAGCGUUGAGUCUCGCUUGCUUUGAGAUUCGUUUUGUUGUCAGCUGGUUAUGCUACUUUUUCGUUGGGAAUACAUAGCGAGUGUUAUAUCACAUAAUGUUAAUUUUCAAAACGUAAAAUUUGUAAGGAGAGAGAGGACGCCUGCACAUCUUAACUUUACACCAGUGUACUGAAGCCUUUGAUGAAAACCUUUUGCAUAUUGACUAUUUUCGAAUUCCCCAUAAUACACUCUGUUUGCCCCCCAAAUUUUGCAUAACUUGUUGUCUUAAAAUGCUCUUGGGAAAAUGCAAUACUCCCAGGAGCAUUUAAAAACAAUGGUUUAUGCAGAAUUUGGGGGGCAAACGGAGUGUAUCAUGGGGAAUUCGAAAACAGAGAAUUGAUAUUGCUCCAGUGAGGAGGAGAACUUUUUCAGGGAUUUUACACUCAAAAAAUUGAACGAUGAUUUUUAUCUGUAUAAAUAUAUCUAGCUUCUAUGUAGCGGACCAAGAUACGGCUUGGUACAGUUUUUGUCCAGCACAGGAAAAAGGUGUAAGUUUAGCAGAACCUUAUUAGCCAUUUCGGAGUUGCGUAGGGAACUGGGGCGAGUUUCAAAUUUCAACUAAUCGAUAAACUGACACCAUCAUAUAAAAGGUCAUGUUGAGAUUGGUUAUUUGACCAAGUUUGGUGCUCUAAAGUUGAACAGGGAUCAAGUUAUGACUUUUGAAACAUUGUUAAAGAUCCAUACAAACGUCUAUAAUUUUGUGACAGCGUCCCCCAAAACCAUACAAACUCUUUGAAAUUUUUCAGUUUUUCUUUUAAAGUGUAAAAUUCGUCAUGCAUCUACUACUUGGAAGGAACUAAUUCGAAAAUCACUGUGUUUGCCCAUUAUUAGGAAUAUCACAGAAAUCGUGAAAAAAAUUAAGAGUUUAUAUGGUUUUGGGGGACGCUGUCACAAAAUUACAGAGGUUUGUAUGGCUCUUUAACCAUGUUUCAAGAGUCGUAACUUGAUCCCUGUUCAACCUUAGAGCACCAAACUUGGUCAAAUGACCAAUCUCAACAUGACCUUUUAUAUGGUGGUGUUAGUUUAUCGAUUAGUUUAAAUUUGAAACUCGCCCCAGUUCCCUACGCAUCUCCGAAAUGGCUAAUAAAACAGACAGUCCAUUCAGUUCGCACGUAUUCAUGUUGAAUUUGUUGUCCGUUUAAGAAGAUAUCAAAAUUGCGUGAAACUAAUUACAUUUUCUGUGGCUGAUUGGUAUCUGCUUUUAAUACCUUCGUACUGUUGAUGUUUAUGCGAUCUCAGAGUAUAAUGUUUAGAGCUCUAGACAGCAUGCAUUUUAUCACAGUAUCAAUGGGAUAAAGCGUUUCAUUUUCCAGGGAAAUCUCACUUUCUCGUCAAAACAAUCACUGAUUCAGUCAGACUCGGAGUGCUUUACUUAAAUCCCUUAAAUUUAGUCCUCAGUGAGUCAGUACAGCGAGCGGGGUUAUGUUCUGUGAAAUUUAUCUACAGUCUGCGUCCCAGGUCACCACAUCACCACGAACCACGAUUUAUAUAUUUAUUUUAUUUUCAGGUUUGUUUUUUAACCCAUCCUUGAUCCUUGAUCCUGGUUUUCCAGUAAACCUGGAAGUUUGUUCUUUUUUCGAGUACUAAAGUUAGUAACUAACCCUUUCAAGUGAUAGAAUUCGUGGACCGACCCGUUCCGUAACUUAUUGCCUCAAUACACCACAAUAAUAUUUAAUAAUAUUUUCUCGGGGUAUUGACUUUUUAAUACGCAUGCAUAGUUACACGAAAAUGAAGGAUCUCGAUUCGUGGAAAAUUACAUUGCCAAACGUGUUCAACUUACGUGCGUCAUUUCAGUCAUCGCCGAAAAUAUAACGCAUGCUCAUCACAAGACUUAUUUGUAUACAAUGAUUCGUCACGAUUCUUAUCCCCAGUUUCCACGGUCUUUGCUAGGAACGCCUGGGAGUUUGCCCCCUUUUUCGCGAAGGAUAGGCGAAAAAAAAGUCCUGCAUUUUUAGAGUUAAUUAGACCUAAUUAGCUUUGUAUGCGGAGCCUGAUCUUGUGCGGCAGUGAGAAAUCCUUCACUUUUUAGCUUCCCUCUCUUAAGCCACUCCCACGACUUUGAGUCCCUAAUUUUCUCGGUACUUCUGAUAAAUUAUUAUUAUUAUUAUUAUUAUUAUUAUUAUUAUAAUCAUAACUAUAACAAAAUCGUCAAAUCUGAUUGGCUAUCAACUGCCCUGAUUUCAGCCUUAAUUGGACAGUCAAUAGGACAGUACGCGUCAUGCCUAAGUAAUUGGACAGUGCGCGCCAUCACGCGCGCGCUUAAAUGGCUUUUUUUUCACUGAUAGCAAAACAAAAUUUCGAGUUUCUCGUGUUUUGAUUUAAAAAAUAGUCUAUUGUAUCACAAAUUUUGUUAAAAUUACGAUUAAUUGGUAACAGAACUUCGUGUCGUCCAAUUCGGUCUGUAAUCACACUCAUGAUUAAACAAAUCGGACUCCCGCUACGCGGUCGUCCGAUUUUGUUAAUCACUCGUAUGAUUACAGACCGAAUUGGACUCCACUCAGUCCUGUUACCAUUACUUAUUAUUAUUAUUAUUAUUAUUAUUAUUAUUAUUAUUAUUAUUAUUAUUAUUAUUAUUACUACUACUGAGCACACGAAAACAAAAAGACGACUGUCUAAGUGAGCGGCUGGAGCAGGUGAAGAACUCCCUGCCGACAAAAGCUAAGCGAGCUGUUGAGUUAGCUACAGAGAAGGGAUGAUCAAAUUGGCUGACCGUAUUUCCCCUCAAAGAGUUGGAUUACAAUCUGAAUAAGAAGGAAUUUAGAGAUGCAUUUAAGUUACGGUACGAAUGGGAAAUAACGGACACGCCUAUGAUCUGCGCAUGCGGUGUUCAAUUUAGCGUGGAUCACGCAAUGGUGUGUCAGCGCGGCGGAUUCAUUAUCCAGCGCCAUAAACGAACUGCGCCACUUGGAAGCAGAGAUGCUAAGGAUGGUCUGUAAUGAUGUGGAAGUAGAGCUGGUCCUUCAGGAGGUCACUGGGGAGACAUUAAAUCAUGGCGCUAACAAAGCCCCUGAUGCCCGUUUGGAUAUUCAUGCUCGAGGUUUUUGGGAGAGACAGAGAUCUGCAUUCUUCGACGUUCGGGUGUGUCACCCUAAUGCAGACUCUUACAGACUCUUCCUAAGCAAAUCUACUAGAAGCGUAAGAACGAGAAGAAGAGGCAGUAUGCAGAAAGAGUCAUGGAGAUCGAACAGGGAACGUUCACUCCCCCAAUUUUCACGACCACAGGUGGAAUGGCGGAUGAGUCUGUUGUGUACCACAGUAGACUUGCGGAGCUGAUCGCAAAUAAGAAGGGAGAAAGUUACGCAAGGGCAAUUUCCUGGAUAAGAGCUUAAGUAUCUUUCGCAAUCCUACGCUCUGCGAUACUAUGCUUGAGAGGCUCAAGAUCCAGAAGACGACAGCUAGACUUUGUUGACUCUGAGCUACAGAUCGAAAAUGUUAUAGCCUGCCCGAAUUAAUUGAUUUUUUAUUAGAUCUUGCUUUAUUUUUUUAAACAUUUGAAAGAAACUUUUGAUUUUUAGAGGCUGAUAGUUUUUUUUUGUUGAAAUGAAAUGUUUUUUAAUUGGAGUAAUUUUUCUUAGUUAAAUUAACUCUUUCUAAGCUAAAUUAAGUGCUUGUUAAAUUGACAGGAAUUGUAAAUAGUGUUUUGAAUUAAUAGUUUUUUCUUAUUUUCAAGCGAGUUAAUUGUAAAUAGCAUUUUAAUAGUUAGCAUUGUUGUCAAUAAAAUUUUUUCUUCUCAUUAUUAUUAUUAGUAGUAGUAGUAUCAUUAUUAUUAUUAUUAUUAUUAUUAUUAUUAUUGUCAUUAUCAUUGUUUUGUGUAUCAUUUCAGAGAUGGAGUUGGUUCUGUAGGCACUUCAAAGUGGAUUUUUCCCCAAGAAAGAAAAAACCCUUGGCCCAUAGAAGGUGAAAAACCAGAGAAAGUUGAAAAUGUUGUUGGUGCAGAUAUCAAUAUUCCAGAUGCUUCCCACAAAGUACGUACUGCAUUGUUAACAUAAUUCACUUGUGCCAGGAUCUCCACACAGGAUCCUCUUUUAAGGUGGCUCGACUGGAUUUUUUUUAGCAGGAUACCUCCCAAGUUUGAGCAUUAACUACGUCGGCAUGAGUAAAGAUAUGGAAAAAAGAUGAAAAUUUCUUAUGAUCUGGAUUUUAUUGCAAUCGGAGUCGCCAUGGAAACGUAAUGACGCCAUUACGUUUUUCACUUAUCUUUGUGUUUCUCUGUACCAAGAGUAUUUUGAAGAAAUCGCUUAAUCGAGUGUGUACCUGCCAUAAUUGCCUUCAUUAUGGCAAAGUUUGAAGAAAUUCUGUGAGAGCGUUUUCGAAAUAUUUUGAAAUGCAGUUUUAAGAAUCAUAAAAACAGUGAAAUAACAUGCUAGCCGCACAAUUCGCUAAUAUUUUAAGAAAAUGAUAAGUUUUGGGAACGCGGCUUCAUCUCAUAGUGGUUUGAUUCCAUUGAAAACUGCAUACCAAAAUAGAGGGGAAUUGCUCCGGGCGAUCGCGAGUAAGAAGGAUUUUAUUAACUUGCAUUCAGAUGCUCUUUUUGUAGGUAAUUUGGUCCAUGCCUAAAAAUUUCGCAUUUUUCCAAAAGCCGCUCGAUAAUUUUUUUAUAAAUUCGACAAACUCGAGAUCAAUUGUCAAGAAAUAUUCCCUGCAAGUUUUAAGAACAUUGAAAACAGGGAAGGCUUUUAAAUAGGGCCUCAAAUAUAGCCAAUUUCCCCCCCAGAUUUUGUGUUUACAAGCGAGCGUCCUCAUUAUUCUUUGGCAUUGUUUUCAAGUUUUAUAUACACGUGCACAUUUAGCAAAAAGAAAGAAUUUGCAUCAAAAAGGACCCUCGGUUAAAUAUCCGGGAUAUGCUAAUUACUGGGUAAAGAGAUUAGUGAUACAUUAUAACAUCAGAGCAACUCUUUGUGAGAGUUUCUGUGAUGUUAUAACCCGAGUAAGAUAAUUAAGUAUUGCAUCCUACACGAUGAGCCGUGACGUUCACCGUUUCGGCUCUCACUGCUAUCUGUGACAACAAGCCAAUUAUUAGCAUAUUUCGGAUAUUUCUUCGGAAAGUAAUCGGGAGCUCUUUUUGAUGUAAAUUUAUAUCUUUUGCUAGUUGUGCACGUGCAUAUGAAACUUGAAAACAAUGCCAGUGAAUAAUGAGGACGCUCACUUGUAAACACAAAAUCUGGGGGGAAAAUUGGUUAUGUUUGAGGCCCUAUUUAAAAACCUUCCCUGUUUUCAAUGUUCUUGAAACUUGCAGGGAAUAUUUCUUGACGAUUGAUCUCGGGAUUGUCGAAUUUAUAAAAAAUUUAUCGAGCGGUUUUUGGAAAAAUGCGAAAUUUUUAGGCAUGGACCAAAUUACCUCCGUAAUAAUAUACACGAAAAAAUUACUUAAUUCUGAUUGGCUGAGAAAGGAGUGCAGCUCUUCUGUAACACGAGUGCAAAUUACAAAUGCUUUCUGAUUGGCUGAAAACACAAAAGAAACCAACAAGAACCAAUCAGAUUAGAGAUGUUUUAACAACAAAAAUUCAAGAAAAUGGCCAUGGUUUUCAGCAGACGACAGCGGGAUUUAAUUUUGUAAGCAAAACAACAAUAGAAAAGUUAAAAAAAUAUUCCAAAAACCCGAACACAGUAAAAAGUACGUCUUUCUGGCUAAAUGUAUUGAAAAUGCGUUGCUAAGAGAAAAAUACUGUCAACAAAAUCGAGGAAAAUGAGCCAGAGAAACUAGAAUACAAGCUACUUACAACAGACUACGCUAAAGUAAAAAAAUAAAGAACAAAAAAACGGUGCAACCACACACAAACCAUGACAGCUACAGAAUGAACAAGGAUACAAUUCCAUGAUAACAACAGGGAUUUCAAGUCAUGUACGUAAUUUGUUGCUCUCUUUGAGUCUUGUGGAGCGAAGACCUCUAUUAAAACAUCCAUGCGAUGGUCUGUGUUUUUUUCUACCUCAGUAGCAAACGAAACCGAAAAUUUAAACAUCUGGUCCAAACUAAACCAAUGGGCGAAAAUACCACAACUCACAUAAUGAAAGUAUCCGCAGCUGGUACUUGCCUUAAAGAAAGUGAGAAAAAAGUUUACGAAUCAUUGUACAAGAAAGACAACAGUCAGGAUGCUGAAGAAGCAAAGAUUGUAAGUUCAGAACGUAUCGUCAGUGUCACAGGUCACAGAGGUAUAAAUUUCCUUAACGACCACGAUGAAGCCGACUAAGAAGAGCUACGAUGACUCUUGCAGUAGGCCAAAUAAGAUAAUUAAAACUCCAGCGCUGAUAUAAGGCAAAUAUUAUAUAAUACUGGCAGUUUCCGACAUCACAACAAUUGUGGCUCCACUCACCCAUCGAUGGCAGCGUCGAAGGAAAACAAAUUGCCGCCUUCAUUUUUGGGUUUUAAAUCUCAAACAUUUGUCCAUGAAUCCGGCUAUGAUGAGGUCCCAGGAACAGACAAUGAUAAACAGUCGUUAAAAAACCUUAGCAAGUGUCUUUCAUCCUUGGCUGCUCGAAGCGUUCUCCUGAUUUCAAAACGGCAGUAUACUUCUUGAAAACGCUUCUUGUAAACGCCGAGCUCUCAUAAUCGAGGAUGAAUUUAAAAACACUUACUUUUCCUGAUUGUUGUAAACCAAGUUAUCUUUAACCGGCUGGUGACCAUAUAAAAAAACUCCUUGCACAUUUCCAAGUUCUCAGCUGAAUGAUUUUGAAAGCAUUGGUCUGGAAAAAGUUUGAAUUUGACAAAGGUAGUAGUCUGUUUCAGCCAAUCAGUUGAAUGAACUAAAAACGCGCGCGCUGUCAAAAUUUGUUGUUGUAGUUAUGUUUUUCGUGUAUAUCAUUAAUAAGUAAUCACAUGAUGUUUGGAAUAAAUAAGCACUUGUAAAUUUUUCAAAUACCACAAAGUGCACUCGCCCUACGGGCUCGUGCACUUUUGUUGGUCUUUGAAAAAUUUACUCGUGCUUAUUUAUUCCAAAUUGCACUCGAAAUCAUGUGAUUACCUAUACAAAACUGAAUCAAAAGCAGCUGAAUGCAAGUUAAUAAAAUUCUUCUUACUCGCGAUCGCCCAGAGCAAUUCCCCUUUUUUUUUUGUAUGCAGUUUUCAAUGGAAUCAAACCACUAUGAGAUGAAGCUGCGAUUCCAAAGCUUAUCAUUUUCUUAAAAUAUUAGCGAAUUGUGCGGCUAGCAUGCUGUUUCAUUGCUUUGAUGGUUCUUAAAACUGCAUUUCAAAAUAUUUGGAAAACGCUCUCAUAGAAUUUCUUCAAACUUUGCCAUAAUGGAGGCAAUUAUGGCAGGUACAUACUCCCUCAAGCGAUUUCUUCAAAAAACUCCUGGCACAGAGAAACACAACGAUAAAUGAAAAACGUAAUGGCGUCAUUACGUUGCCAUGGCGACUCUGAUUGCACUAAAAUCCAGAUCAUAGGAAAUUUUCAUCUUUAUAUAAUACAGUUGUGGUAACCUUUUUUCCAUAUCUUUACUCAUGCCGACGUAGUUAAUGCUCAAACUUGGGAGGUAUCUACCCCAAAAAAUCCAGUCGAGCCACCUUAAAUUUCUCUGGAUAUAAACAGAGGUUUUGGAAAUGGCAGACCUCUUCUGAAGCACAAUGAUGCUCUGAUUGGUGUACUAUUUGACUGUUUUGCAGCUAUAUUUUUUGUCGAUACCGUAAGCAUGUGUGCACUGAUAAUCAAUGCCAUCAGUGCGCACAAUAGAAGUACAAGUUACAGUUGUGCUGUUAGAUUUGGUUAUGCAAAGCCAAGUUGAGGUUCUUAGAAAACUGUUUGAGGUACAUAUCCUCAGAAGCUUAGCCAUACAUCAGAGAAGUGCAAGAUUUUGUUACUUCCACUGGCCAAAAAAAAGACCUUGGAAAACUUUUGGAAGGGGUGCAAGGAUAAAUGUAUGGUUUGAAGAAUGUGACUUUUUAUGAGUUCUUAAAAAAGGAUUUUCUUAUGCAUUACUCACUGCCUUGAUUUAAAAACCAUUGAGUGUGCUAAAGAAGUGCCCCAAAUCUGGAAAUUUCCUAACCGACUACUCUCAGUUUCCCUCAGGCAGAGCUUACAUUCAGCGUUGCAUAGAGUUCAAACUUCAUAUGAGUAACUUGCAUUGAUUUUAGGUACCAAAUGACAACAAGAAAGAAGCAAAUUCGGCAUCUAAGUAUUUAUCAACUCUUUUAUUGCCAGUUUUGACCAAGGUAAGGGCGUCCUCGCUGGAAUCAAUUCAAGAAGUAUAGUGAAAUAAGAACUGCUUGUCGGUUCUCACUCUGACUUCUGUCGUACAUCGUACUACAGAUAUCCUGAAAGCUACUUAUGUACUUUCAAGGCGAUGACAGUCAUUUUCUGUAGUUGUACUUGUCAGCUUAAUAUUAGGAUGUUUGCAAAGAACGUUUCAUAAAUGUGUUAUCUUUAUAUCCACAACACGCUUUCAAGGUAUUUUCUAUGAAUUUUACCCUUUGAUGUCUUUGUUGACUACCUUGGUGUAUUCCUUCUUUCAGAAUUUUUUUAAAAGGCUUCCUUGAAAUUAAAGAACAAUAAUUAUAACUAAUAAUAAUAGUAAUAAUAAUGUGACGUAAAAAUAGUGUUGCAAGUCUCUUUGACAAGAAAAAAAGACCCCUCUAAUUUUUAGCAAAGUUUCUGUUGUUUCCUUGUGAAGAUCGCAUGUUCAGGGAGAUUUUAAUUUGCGAAUCUUUGUUUACAUUUUUGCCUUAUUAAAGUACGUUUAUCUUUCUCUGAUCAAGCUAUUGAAUAACAUUUUAAACCACAUCACAGCUAAGGGCAGUCUCAUCUAGUACACCUGUAUUCGACGUUCUCGCCCAUUGCUGUAAACUUCGAGGACUAAAAUUUGUUAUUAAAGUUGUGUGUUUGUUUGUGGACUGCAAAAGAAGUCGCCUAAAGGCCGUUAUGGACUGUUUUUCGGAUUCAGACCCAAACUUAUGAUCAGAUGCAGUAUAAUGACUUGAAACAACAGUGAAUAUCAUCUUCCGUAAUAUGUUAAAAGUGACCUAAAGGCAUUCUUUCUUUUUCUUUCCAGCUUAGUUCAAGUCACAGUGGCCAGGAACGUUCAAUAGAACAUCUCAUUGAUGCAUUUAAAUUAGUAGAGACAUCUUGUCCAGGUCUUAGUGAUGACCUGGUCGAAAAGAUUGUAAAUCAUGUCAAGCAUGCGAAAAGGUGAGGAACUGAUCUGCAUACGCGCGGGUUUCUCUAAUUUCUUAAAAUGUGUAGGAGAUUUGUCCUUUUACCGUUUUAGAAAGGAAAAAAUCAAGGCAAAAUUGCAGUUUGUUAAUGAACCACUGAUGAAACCCGAUAUGUAAAUGUAAGUUACAAUAAAGUUCGUUUACAGAGUUACCAAUUUGUAAAUAGACACAAGUACUAAAUAAAGUAAGCAGAAACAGCAAAACAUGGCACGUUGAAUUUUAAACUCACACUUAACAAUCCCUUCCCAGCGCUUUAUUGAUAACAAUAAUAAUGAUUUUUAUAAUCAUGAUAAUGAUAAGAAGCGAUUUCGAUGCAACAAAUUGACACCAAUUUUCCAUGGUCUGUACUCUUAUCGACCAUAGAAAUGAUUUCAACAUGUUCAAUCAAGUGGAAAACCGCAGGCGACUGGUUUCACUGUAAAAUUAAUCUGGACUUAUCUUCGCGCGAUUUUACUGGCUAUUUUAGAUCACGUGGUGGCAAAUUGGAGGAGAGGUUUCAAGCAAUACACCCUUCCCGUUUUGAUAUUUGCCCUUCGAGAUUUUGGUUGUAACAACAGAGUUAGUUUCUUUUCAGUCUUCACCUUCUUAAUUUCAAAUGGAAGUAGGAAAACCAAACAGGUUUGGCAAAAUCCGGUCACAGUAAAUGUUUUAGCUAAUCGUAACUGAAAUAUAUAAAGUAUGGUUUGCUGUUAAUGUUUUGGAAGAUGGACAAAAUUUAAGAAUUAAAAUUGGAUUCCAUUUCUAUAAAAACUUCAAUACCAUUUUUUACGCAGUUACAGAUGUCAGUACAGAAAAGAAUACUACAAAGAGUGAUUAAAAUUAGCCAUUUUUGUCUAACUGUCAGCGUGAGGAAGAGAGAGAAAGGCGUGAGCCAUGCAAGCAAUAUAACCACUUGUCAUUUAAGAGUUUAUAUCACAACUCUUCCUGCUUAAUUUAAAUUGCCCAAAAACAAACGCGAUCAUUCCGUUAUGCGAGAGGCGCGCGGCAAGACUGUAUCUUAAGUCCACUGCUUUUUAAUCUUUAUAUUAACGACCUACCUUUCGCAUUUGAAAAUGCAUUAUCUGAUCCUUUUGUUUUGCCAAACGGUGCAAAACUAAAUUCUCUAUUAUAUGCAGACGAUGUCAUCAUUUUAUCACGAUCCAAAACAGGACUACAAAAUUUUCUCGAUAAACUAUAGUCAUUCUGUACUUCAUGGAUGAUGAAAAUCAAUCCCAAGAAAACAAAAAUUAUGGUUUUUCAGAAACGUGCGAGAAAAAAAUGCUGAUUUUCACUUUCUCAUAGAUAGUCAAAUAAUUGGUGUUGUACAAGAGUACACUUAGGAACUCGAAUGUCCUCAUCGGGAAUUUUUUCAGUGUCACGUGAACAUCUCAAGGAGAAGGCUCUUCAUGCCCUCUUCAGCUUGACACGACACACGAAUCUUAGCAAACUAAAGCCCCAUUUACACGGCAGAAAAUUUUUGGCGCGGCUUGGAUGAAAGUGGUACGUGUACCAAAAAAAUAGUACUGAUUACUCAUGUACACGUUCUUUUUUCUACCGUGCUAAACGAUGUGAAAUUAUGAUUUGGUACGGGUAAAAGGCUCAACAUCUCGGCCAGCGUACUCGAUUCUUGCCUAGUGCGCAUGCUGCUUCCUCUGUAAAAACAUGGCGAACGAAAAGUUCAUUAGAAUUCCCAAAGCCGCAUGUAGUCUACGCACAAGGAACAAAUGGGUGGUCAUUGAAUACUGGUGCGGUUAUUGAAUUAUUGUGUGGUUAUUGAACACACUGAACUAACGAAAAAGUAUUUACCACUUAGUUAAUGUUACACAUUUAUAUUAAAAAAUUCUUACGUAUUUGUGGCUAUUUCCCCCGCAGCUGCAUGUUGUCCACGCUCAUCAGUGAACUAACGUGUGGUCAUUGAACUACUGUCGUGUUUAUUGAACUUUUGGUUUAUAUUGAAGUAACGAUAAAGCUCAUCUGUACUUGCUCUCCCACAUUGGUGCUAACCAAAGGCACGAAGGCUCAUCAGAGAAAAGUUAGCUCGGCACGGCUAAUCGUUUACACUGCACACUUUAUCCGAGCUGGGCUAGAUUUUCAGGAUCGCGUACCAGUUUUAUCCGUGCUCGGACUACCUCUCGACAUGGUCCGAGCACGGGUGAAAUUUUGAUCCGGCACGGAUGGGCCAAAGUCGUUUACAUGACUAAAUCUAUCCGUGCCGAACCAAUUUUUUUGGUACGCGUACUUUUUUCAUCCGAGCCGUGCCAAAAAUUUUCGGCCGUGUAAAUGGGGCUUAAAAGCAGCUCUCGCCUGUAAAAUAUUUGAUACUAUGAUCUCCGCUAUUCUAACAUAUAACAUUGAAAUUUUGGGUGUGUAUACCAAACCAGAUUUUAAGACCUGGGACGGCUCACAAAUCGAGAAGUUAAACCUUCAAUUUUGUAAACGAUACUUGGAGGUAAACAACAAAGCU